AGGUGGACAAAUGACUCAACAUCAAAUCCAACAGAUCCCGGGCUUCGGCCCCAACGCCCAGCCACCAGUCUUCGAGAAGGUGUUCAGCAACGCCAGAUUUGCCCAAGGAGGUGUCGCAACCUUCGAAGGUCGCGUCACAGGCAAGCCUCAACCUACAGUAACCUGGACGAGAAAUGGAGCACCGCUCUUGAACUCCCAGAAGCACCGACUCUCGUACAACGAAUCAACCGGAGACAUAACCUUUCAGAUACACCAAAUUGGGCCAGGUGAUGAGGGCGAGUACGUAUGCAACGCCAAGAACCAGUACGGAGCAGCAAUAUGCUCAGUUUACAUUUCACCAGAGGGAAUGCAGAUGCCACAGAGGCAAGCGUUCUCGAAUUUUGAACAAAGCACUACCUAUUCUAACGGAACCACAAUCACCGAAGACUUCAAAAUCGACACUUUCGAAUACAGACUGCUGAGGGAGGUGUCCUUCAGGGAGUCGAUCACAAGAAGAACGACCUACGAAAAAGACUCGCAGAUAUCGACGACGAUAGAAAGAUCCUUGGGGCCACCAGCUCCUCCUCAAAUCUCGCAGAAACCUCGCAAUUCCAAACUACUGGAAGGCUCCGAUGCCGUGUUCACGGCUAAACUAUCGGCCAACCCCAGGCCUAGACUGACCUGGUUCAAAAACGGCCAGAGGAUAACGGAGUCGCAGAAAUACGAGAGCACCUUCUCGAACAACCAAGCCUCCUUGAGGGUAAAACAGGCCCAGUCUGAGGACUCGGGACACUACACUUUGUUGGCGGAGAACCCUCAAGGCUGCAUAGUGUCAUCUGCUUACUUAGCCAUAGAACCGGUAACCACCCAGGAAGGGUUGAUCCACGAGUCCACCUUCAAGCAGCAACAGACCGAAAUGGAGCAAAUCGACACCAGCAAGACCUUGGCGCCUAACUUCGUCAGGGUUUGCGGGGAUAGAGACGUGACCGAGGGCAAGAUGACCCGCUUCGACUGUCGCGUCACUGGUCGUCCUUAUCCAGACGUGACGUGGUACAUAAACGGUCGACAAGUCACCGACGACCACAACCACAAGAUUUUGGUCAACGAAUCCGGAAACCAUGCCUUGAUGAUCACCACCGUGAGCAGGAACGACUCAGGAGUAGUGACCUGCGUCGCCAGGAACAAGACGGGAGAAACCUCCUUCCAGUGCAACCUUAACGUCAUCGAAAAGGAACAGGUAGUCGCGCCCAAGUUCGUGGAGAGAUUUACCACAGUCAACGUGGCAGAAGGAGAACCAGUGUCUCUGCACGCUAGAGCUGUUGGCACGCCGGUGCCGCGAAUCACUUGGCAGAAGGACGGGGCGCCCCUAGCCAGCGGGCCCGACGUUCGCAUCGCGAUUGACGGUGGAGCCUCUACUUUGGAUAUCUCGAGGGCCAAGGCCUCGGACGCAGCUUGGUACCAGUGCACCGCCCAGAAUGUGGCCGGCUCCACCGCGACUCGCGCUAGAUUAUUCGUUCAAACACCACAAGGACCCACGCCCGAACCAAGACGCCUUUAUCUUCCUAGGCCAACGAAAGUCAUCGAACCUGAACCCGAACCUGGUCCAGAAGUAAUUUACCUUCGUCACGUUGAACGGGCUCGCCCCCACGCACCUCCCGGAGAUGAGGACCGAGUUUAUCCACCACCGCAGUUCAUCAUCCCCCUGAGAGAUGCAGUUCAAUUUGAGGGAGGGAAAGUACACUUCGAAGCCAGAAUUGAACCAGUUGGCGACCCAACCAUGCGUGUGGAAUGGUUUUUGAACGGAAAACCUCUGGCUGCUAGUUCCAGAGCAACGUCCAUCUUCCGCUUCGGAUUCAUCGCCUUAGAUUUAAUCAGUCUCAUCAUGAACGACAGCGGCGAAUAUGUCUGCCGCGUGACGAGCGCGACGGGAUGCGUCGAGUCCCGAGCACUGCUUUCCGUAAACGCCCGAGCAUCGAUCGAACAAUCCAGCCAACAUCCUGAUAGCUUACAAUAUAUCCAACAGUUGGAGGACUACUCCAAAUACCAAAGAACCGACAGUCUGGAGGAGAAAUCCAACCAGAAACCGCACUUCAUCCGUCCGCUCCAAGACCUGGGAGAGCUGCAGGAAGGCCGAAACGCCCACUUCGAGGCGCAGCUCACUCCUGUCAGUGACCCGACCAUGAAAGUGGAGUGGUACAAAGAUGGCCGCCCGAUAACCGCCAGUUCGCGAAUCACCACCAUCUUCAACUUCGGCUACGUCUCUCUUAACAUCAUGCACCUACGGGCCGAAGAUGAGGGAUCGUACACUGUGCGGGCAGUAAACCACUUAGGAGAAGCUAUCAGUACAUCGAACAUCAGAGUGUUCGCUAGGUCCACAGUCACCGGAGACCUUGGCAUCCCCGAGCAGCAAAAAUACAUUGAAGAAGUCGAGAGGCUGGAAGCCUAUCAGCAUCAGCAACACCAAAAGUACGUGUUGGAGUCGCCGGAGAGCACCCAGCCUCCGGUGUUCAAGACUCCGAUCAAGGACCAGAACGAAAUUAGGGAAGGCGGUUUCGCACACUUCGAAGCUCGCUUGGAACCCGUGGGAGACUCCACGCUCCGAGUUGAGUGGUUGAAGGACGGCCGCCCGGUGGAAGCUAGCUCCAGAAUCACGAGCUUCUUCAACUUCGGCUACGUCGCGCUCACCAUCAAAGACGUCACCGUUCACGACGUUGGACACUACAUCUGCCGGGCCUACAACGCUAUGGGACAAGCCACUACAACCGCGCAGCUCAGCGUGGUCAGCAAGAAGGAUAUUAUUUUCGAUUCACAACACCCAGGAGGGUUGGAGAAAAUUCAACACCUGGAAGACUCAAGUCGCUUCAGCCGCACCUCCAAGGAGGAGGUGACGGUCACACAGAAACCCAGGUUUUUGGGACCACUCAAGGGCACGAACAAGAUCGUGGAGGGACAGAGGGCUCAUUUCGAGGCCAGGGUUGAACCCCAAAACGACAUGACCCUCAAGAUAGAAUGGUACUUCAACGGGAAGCCCAUCCAGUCCGCUAAUAGGAUCCAAACGUAUCACGAUUUUGGAUAUGUUGCUCUUGACAUUCUUAGCGUCAGAGAAGAGGACGCUGGAACGUAUACAGUCGUUGCGAGAAAUGCUUUGGGAGAAGCGCAACUUUCAGCUAGUAUGAUUGUAGAAACACGUGCUAGUAUCGACACAAGAAGCAUGCACCGCAACGCAUAUGACAAAACGAAACACAUCGAAGAGUCCAAAUUCGUCGAGCCUCAAUAUGAUAUCGAAGAGCUCUGUAAAUCCAAACCAAUCUUUGUAGUACCACUCUCAGACCCAGCACCGGUGUCUGAGGGUAAAAACAUCCACUUAGAGUGUCGCUUGGAACCCAUGGGCGAUCCUACCAUGCGCGUAGAAUGGUUCCACAACGGCAGAUCCGUGACAGUGGGUUCCAGGUUUAGAACCUACAACGAUUUUGGCUUCGUAGCAUUAGAUAUUAUCCACGCCACUGCUUUGGAUUCAGGCGAAUACACUGUAAGGGCUGUGAAUCAGUUGGGAUCUGCGCACACGUCAGCUUGCGUGAGGGUCAUCGGACGAUCAGAUAUCAUCACCGACACUCAGCAUGAACAAUCAUUGGAUCAGAUCCAGCAGCUUGAAGAUUCAUCACGUUACCGCAAGCAUGUGACCGAAGAUGUUACCGUUCUUCAAGCUCCACAAUUCACGAGGUCUCUGCACAACAUCGAAACGGUUGAAGGAACAAAUGUCCACAUGGAGUGCCGUCUUCAACCAGUUGGGGAUCCAACCAUGAGAGUUGAUUGGUUCGUUAACGGGGUUCCGGUUAAAACUGGUCAUCGUUUCAGACCCGCUUACGACUUUGACUAUGUUGCCUUAGAUCUUCUCAGUGUUUACCCAGUCGAUUCAGGAAUAUACACUUGUCAAGCCAGCAACCAGCUGGGCGAAGCUGUUACUUCUUGCUCGGUAAAGGUGAUCGCUAAGAAAGAUCUAUUGUUUGAGACGCAGCACCCAGCUGGUUUGGAGAAAAUCCAGUACCUAGAGGACUCCUCGCGUUAUAAGCGCACUGAGUUCGUAGACGAACAAGUUACAGUGAAGCCCAAGUUCGUAACCAAACCGAAGAACUUGGAUAACAUGGUUGAAGGUAAACACGCCCACUUCGAAUGCAAGAUAGAGCCGGUUACUGACCCCAAUUUGAAGGUCGAAUGGUACAAGAACGGCCGCCCUGUUACAAUCGGACACAGAUUCCGCCCGAUACAUGACUUUGGUUAUGUAGCACUGGACAUCGUAGAUCUAAUCGCUGAAGAUUCCGGCACUUACACUUGCCGCGCUACAAACUUCGUGGGAACAGACGAAAUCAGCUGUACUUUGAAAUGCAGACAGUCUGGACAAAUCAUCACGUCCACUCAAAAUGAAACAGGCUUGCAGCAAAUCCAACACCUAGAAGAUCGCUCUAGAUACCAGAGAAGGGAAGAUGUAGAAGAGAUCACAACGCAGGCGCCAAUCUUCACAACAUCCCUCAAGAACGUUGAUAUCAAAGAAGGUCAAAGGGCACACUUUGAAUGUAGACUUAUCCCUGUAUCGGACUCUACCAUGAAGGUAGAAUGGUUCCAUAACGGACAACCCCUCAAGUCUGGUUCAAGGUUCACCGAAACUAAUAACUUCGGCUUCGUAGCGUUGGAUAUCUUAUACACCUACCCAGAAGACUCCGGCACUUACACAUGCAGAGCAACCAACGCUCUUGGUGAAGCAGUUACCUCAGCUGUUUGUAAUGUUCAGUCCAAGAAGUCCAUAUAUCUUGAAUCCGUGCACGAAGGUGCUCUGGAACGUUUAACGGAACUGGAAGAUUCUUCCAGGUAUCAGCGUAAGACCGUACAGGAAGAGACUAUCAGCCAAGCGCCUUGUUUCACGAUGCCGAUCAGAGACUUGAGAGUGGCAGAGAAUCAAGCUGCUCAUUUCGAAGCCCGGCUCAUUCCAGUUGGUGACUCACAUUUGAAAGUGGAAUGGUUGAGAAAUGGAGUACCAAUUCAAGCGUCAAAUCGUAUGACAACAAUGCACGAUUUUGGAUACGUGGCUUUGAAUAUGAAGUACGUCAAUCCUGAAGAUUCUGGAACCUACACUUGUAGAGCAGUCAACGAUUUGGGAGAAGCCGUAACUUCAGCAACGUUAUUCGUACAAUCCAAAGCAUCGCUUCAACUUGAGUCCCAGCACGAAGGUGCCCUCCAGAAAUUGCGCCAACUAGAAGAUUCGUCUAAAUAUCAACGCCGAGAAGAAGAAGAUAUCACCGUGACCCAAGCGCCUAUUUUCACAACAAAACUCAACGGGCCGGCCGAACUGGUGGAAGGUCAAAGCGCUCACUACGAAUGCAGAAUCGAACCUUACCCCGACUCUAACCUCAAAGUCGAAUGGUUCCACAACGGAAAACCAUUGACGACCGGUCACAGAUUCCGAACUGCGUACGACUUUGGUUUUGCCAGUUUGGAUGUCCUUACCGCAUAUGCCGAAGAUUCUGGGGAGUACACCUGUAAAGCGACCAACAAGAUUGGGCAAGCAACAUCCUCGGUAGUAACCAAUGUCAAAUCAAAAGCAUCUAUUAUCCGUGAAACUCAACAUGAGGGAGCCCUCCAAAAGAUACAUCAUCUCGAAGAUGACUCUAAAUACAAACGCGUAUCGACCGAAGAUGCUGUCAUUCUGGAAAAACCACAAUUCGGACGGGGUCUCAAAAAUAUAGAAAACCUGCCAGAGGGUUCAAGCGCCCACUUGGAAGCUACUCUUACUCCCGUCAACGAUCCCACUAUGAGGGUGGAAUGGUACUGCAAUGGUAGACCAAUUCAAACAGGACACAGAUUCAAAACCACCUACGACUUCGGAUAUGUCGCACUGGAUAUUUUGUACGCAUAUGCCGAAGACACCGGAACCUACAUGUGCAAAGCAAGGAACGCAGUUGGUGAAGCUGUCACUACAGCGUCUGUGUCAGUCGUUGCCAAGUCUGGAUUGUAUCUAGACACUCUUGAUGAACAACGCCUCACCAAAAUACGACAGCUUGAAAGUUACGAGAGACCAAAGAAGGAAGAAAUCGAAGCUCAACCUCAAAGACCGGUGUUCCUCACUCCGCUCACAAGUUUGGAAAACCUGAAGGAAGGAGAACAUGCUCACUUAGAAUGCAGAGUUGAACCUAUUAACGACGCCAACUUGAAAAUCGAAUGGUUCGUCAAUGGAGUCAAGUUGAGAGCCGGACACAGAUUUAGAACAACUCAUGACUUCGGCUAUGUCGCGCUUGACAUCCUGUACGCCUAUCCAGAAGACAGCGGCACCUACAUGUGCAAAGCUACGAACCUAGUUGGCGAAGCCGUCAAUACCUGCACUAUCAAAGUAGGAACGAGAAAAAGCAUUCUACUAGACACACACCAUCCAGAGGGUCUGGAAAAAAUCAGGGAAUUAGAAGCUCAAGGCCACCCAGCUAGGCUAGAGAUUGAAGAGCCUGAAGCAACACCUCCAAGAUUCGUUACCGAAUUACGCGGAACGACAGAAAUAUAUGAAGGACAAACCGCUCAUUUCGAAGCACAAGUUCAACCAAUUCACGAUCCCAACUUGAGAAUCGAAUUCUACCACAAUGGAAAACCUCUGCCGUCGGCUUCACGUUUUCACAUAACUUUCGACUUUGGCUACAUUGCCUUAGACAUCGGUCAUGCUGUGCCGGAAGACGCUGGCGAAUACUCAGUCAAGGCCAUCAAUAAUCUUGGACAGUGCGUUUCUUCUAUAAAGCUCAAAGUAAUCGCUAAGAGCAACAUCGUCCUGGAAUCGCAAAGACCUGAAGGGCUAGAGAAAAUUAGACAGCUAGAAGAACAGCAGCCUUACAAACGACCAGAACACGAAGAAGCUGUAACUAGGCAAAGGCCAGUUUUCACACAACCGUUGCAAAACAUUGACUCCAUCAACGAAGGACAGACGGCUCAUUUCGAAUGCCGUCUCAUACCGGUUGGCGAUCCAACCCUGAAAGUAGAAUGGUUCAGGAACGAAAAACCUCUAGAAGACAGCUCUCGCAUAACCAAAGUACAUGACUUUGGGUUUGUCUCGUUGGAUAUCACCCAUGUUAGAGACGAGGAUGAGGGAGUGUAUAUCUGCAGAGCUACCAAUCCGCUUGGAGAAGCUGUCACGACUGCAUCUAUGAAAAUUAGAACCAAAGCAAGCAUCCAAUUGGAGUCACAACACCCCGAAGCUCAACGUAGAAUUGCGCAGUUGGAGCAGCCACUAGCACCAAAACCAGACGAACCGGAGCGUGAAUUUGAGAAACCAAUCUUUACCCAAUUGCUAACCGGUCCAACUGAACUGUGGGAAGGCCAACAUGCCCACUUCGAAGCUAGAGUAGUACCGGUUGGUGAUCCCAACUUACGAUUCGAGUGGUACGUCAAUGGUGUUGAACUUAAACUUGGAUCAAGAUUCAAAGUAACCCAUGACUUCGGAUUCGUCACUUUAGACAUAUUAUCCACAGUAAAGGAAGACUCUGGAGUAUAUAUGUGCAAAGCCAUUAAUAAAUCCGGUGAAGCCGUUUCAUCAAUAUCGAUGAAAGUGAAACCCAAAUCCAACAUUAUAGGAGAACCUCUACAACCUGACGCUUGGCAAAAAAUUCAGCUGCGAGAAGCUGAGAUGAAUAAAGUACCAGAAAUGUUCGUAGAUACCACUCCUCAACAACCGCCUGUAUUCACCACUCACUUGAAGAGCUACGAUAAUCUGAUCGAAGGUCAGCAUGUCUACUUAGAAGCUCAGGUAGAGCCAAGGGCCGAUCCAAAUCUGCGUAUUGAAUGGUUCAAGAAUGGUAUUUCGCUGGCUACAGGUACACGUCUUCGUAGUACAUUCGAUUUUGGCUUGGUAACCUUAUCCAUCAACGGCCUUAGAGACGAUGAUUCAGCAAUAUACACCUGUAAAGCUACCAACAAACUGGGCGAAGCUAUUUCCACUUGUUCACUGAAAAUUGAAGAUCGUCACUGGCUCUUAGGUCAGACACUACACCCAGAAGCUUUACCAAAACUAGAAGCCCUAGAAAAACCACAUGAGCCAAGACCUGAUGCUCCAGAGAUAGUAUAUGAGCUGCCAAUUUUCAUUACUCAUCUCAACAACGUCGAGUGUACUGAGGGCGACAAUGUCCACUUCGAAUGCAACGUUGAACCAUCCAAAGACCCCACCCUCAAAAUAGAAUGGUUUGUCAAUGGCAAGCCUCUACCAAGUGGAGCAAAAUACAAGACCACCUAUGACUUUGGUUACGUAGCCUUGGACAUCACCCAUUCCUAUGAAGAAGACUCCGGUAUCUAUACAUGCAAAGCUACCAACACUAAAGGUUCAGCCACAACAUCGGGAUCAUUACGAUGCACUGCUAAACAAAGUAUCUACUUAGAUACACAACAUCCCCAAGGAAAAGCAGGUUUAGAAGCUGUCGAAGAUGUUGAGCAAGCUAUUGCUGAUAAGUAUAAGCGCCAAACGUCGGCUCCUGAGAAGGAAUUCGGUAAACCCAUUUGGGUUGUACCUCUCAAUCCUGAGUUCAGACUCGUAGAAGGACAGGCUUUACAUCUAGAAGGUACCGUAGAACCCAAAGAAGAUUCCAACCUGAAGAUCGAGUGGUUCUUUAACGGAAAAUCGUUGGAACAUGGAAGCAGAUUCAAACUUACCAAAGACUUCGGUUUCGUCACAUUAGAUGUGACAGAUGUGUAUGAAAGAGACCAAGGUAUAUACACUUGUAAAGCUUAUAACAAAUCUGGAGAAGCCUUCACAUCAACAACUAUCUACUGCACGAGCAAGUCGAACUUGAUUGAGCGCACUCAACAUCCUAAGGGCCAAGAAGGGUUAGAGAAGAUUCAGGAUCUCGAAGAUUCUCUUCACAGACCCGAAAUGCCGCUAGCUGAAUCAGAGGAAGGUCAUGCACCUGUUUUCACCUCUGAAUUUACCAACCUGAACAACUUGAGUGAGGGUGAAAUUGCCCACUUCGAGGCAGGCCUCACCCCCAUUGGAGACCAAACAAUGACUGUUGAGUGGUUCUACAACGGUAAAACUAUCGAAGCAUCUCACAGGUUCAGAACAGUUCACGCCUUUGGAAUGGUUGUUCUCGAAGUACUAGGAACUAAGAUAGAAGAUUCUGGGACUUACACUUGCAAGGCCACCAACAAGUGGGGAGUAGCUGAACAAAGCGUUACUCUUGAAUGCGUAGAACGUUACUCUGGACAGAAGCCAAAGUUCACCACACAGAUCCAAGACAUCGUGGGACUCAAAGACGGACAAUCCGCCCACUUCGAAUGUACCUUAGUACCGGUUAACGACCCUAAUCUGAAAGUCGAGUGGUACCAUAAUGGCCAGCCUAUUCUCCAGUCAUCCCGCAUAAAAACCGUAUCCGACUUCGGUUUUGUCGUCAUGGACAUAUCGUACAUUCAGAGCCAUGAUUCCGGAGAGUACGUCUGUAGAGCGUACAAUAAAUUUGGAGAAGAUUUCACAAGAGCUACUAUUUCCGCUCACGGAAAGGGUGGAGUUUUCACCGAUAGCUUGCAGCCAGAAUCGCUCGCUAAAAUUAGAGAGUUGGAGAGCCUCCAAGGCCAACAAGCUCAAGUUCCCUCCACUCCGAUAACCGAGCCACCAAAAUUCAUAACUCAGAUUCAAGAUGUUACGAAGCUCGUUGAGGGACAGAGCGCUCACUUCGAAGCCAGGCUCACACCAGUCACAGAUCCAGAUCUGGUGGUAGAAUGGUACUACAAUGGCAAAAAAUUACCACACGGCCACAGGUACCGUACCUUCCACGACUUUGGCAUUGUUAUCCUGGAUAUUUUGUACUGUUACGAAGAGAACUCUGGCGAGUACGAAUGCAGAGCUUACAAUAAACAUGGUAGUGACUCCACCAAGGCUGUUCUGAAAUGCGUCUCGAAAACGAAUUUGAUCUUGGACUCGCAACUGCCGCGGGGCAUGGAAGGAGGGUUAGAGAAAAUACAAAACUUGGAAGACUCCCUAAUCCGCACCCGAGACGAAAAAGAAGAAGUUCAGAAAGGACGAGCUCCUGUAUUUACAGUACCACUCGCCAACAUCGACAGCCUUCGCGAAGGUGAAAACGCUCACUUCGAAGCGCGACUGAUCCCAACCGACGACCCCAAACUGAAGGUUGAAUGGUUCUGGAAUGGAAAACCGCUAAGAACUGGUUCCAGAUUCCGUACGUUCUGCGAUUUCGGAUUCGUUAUCCUCGAAAUUUCACCCGUCUAUCCAGAAGACUCCGGGGAAUAUUCCUGCCGAGCUUUCAACGAAUAUGGAGAAGCAGUAACAACAGCUUCGAUGAAAGUAUCCGGUAAAAGGAGUAUUAUCUUGGAAUCUCAGCUACCUAAGGGAAUGGAGGGAACUAUCGAUAAAAUAGCGGAACUUGAAGGACUUGGAGCUGCACCAUCUCAACUCACACCUGAUGAUGAUACUGGUCGACCACCCGAGUUCAUUACGUCUCCAUCAGAUUUGGCGCUCAAUGAAAAUGGUCUAGCUCAUUUCGAAUGCAGGCUCAUUCCAGUCAAUGAUCAGAGCAUGCGUGUGGAAUGGUUCCACAACGGCAAACCUCUAUGGGCAGGUUCCAGAAUAAAAACCAUCAACGACUUUGGCUUUGUUAUACUAGAAGUUUCAGGAGUCUAUCAGAGAGAUUCCGGUCUAUAUACCUGCAAGGCCACUAACCGACAUGGUGAAGCCUCUGUAUCUUGCCAGUUGCAAGUAAGAGGGCGACAGGGCAUCAUUAUGGAGCCCCAGCUACCAUCGAACUUCCGCACUGGCACAGAAAGUAUACAAAAAUUAGAAGAACAGCUGUACAAGAGAGAAGAAAUAACGACGGAGGAGGAAAAACCCAACCCACCUCGGUUCAUCGUCGAAAUUAAGGAUAAUGUUGAUGUUCCCGAAGGCAGUCCGAUCCACUUCGACUGCAGGGUCGAGCCCACGAAUGACUCCACAAUGCGUAUCGACUGGUUCCAUAAUGGCAGACCAUUCGCCACCGGUUCCAGAGUACAUCAGAUAAACGACUUUGGCUUCAUUUCACUCGAUAUCGAUUACACAUAUACAAGAGAUGCCGGUGAGUACAUCUGCAGAGCCACCAACAAAUGGGGAUCGGCCACAACUAAAGCUAUGGUUACAUCUAAAACCAAGAAAAACAUUGACACUGACAGUCAACUACCUUCUGGUAUGAGCGCUGAGAAGUUGAAAGAGUUAGAGAAAGGACCUGUGUCCCAAGCUCCUGAAAAGGACAAGACAUUCUCACCACCCAAAUUCAUCACACAAAUACAGUCCUCGACUGUCGAAGAAUCCGAAUCGGUAAGGUUCGAAUGUCGUGUAGAGCCUAAAGACGAUCCUAAGUUACGCAUUGAAUGGUACAGAAAUGGCAAAUUACUACCAUCUGGUCAUCGUUAUAGAACGGUUUAUGAUCUGGGUUUCGUCUCCCUCGAUAUCCUGUACGUCUACUCUGAAGAUUCCGGAGAGUACGUCUGCAGAGCUGUCAACGACUAUGGUGAAGAUUUCACUAAGGCAAAUAUCUCAUGCAAAAAACUACCGAAUAUCAUUCUACAGAAUCAGGUACCAAAGGGAAUGAAGAGGUCCGAGACCCUCAUGCAAAUGGAAGCCGCUAUUAAGAAGUACACUUCGGAAGUUUACCUCACCGAAGAUGAUCUGUACGAUGUGGAUAAGAAACAGCCUCCUAGGUUUGUCACUCAAAUUAAAGAUCAAACCGAUUUAGUCGAAAUGAACACCACCAAGUUCGAAUGUCAAUUGGCUCCUGUUGGCGACCCUAACAUGAAGGUGGAAUGGUUCCUGAAUGGAAAGCCACUUCCUCACAAAAAUAGAUUUACGCCUAUCUACGACUUUGGUUACGUCGCCAUGAACUUCGGCUGGGUAUAUCCGGAAGAUAGUGGUGAAUAUCUGUGCAGGGCUACCAACUUGUAUGGAAUGGAUGAAACCAGGGCAGUGAUAAAAACCACCGGAAAACCAGGAAUCAUUUACGAAUCACAGUUACCAAAAGGAAUGAAGAGUAUAGAGAGAAUUCGUGAACUUGAAGCCGCUUGGCAAGUAGUUCCUGAAGAACCUCAAGAGGACACCAAACCGAGAUCGGCGCCAGCAUUUGUAAGCAAACCAGAACCCGUCACUAUUGAAGAGGGCGAAUGGGCAAGGUUCUGUUGUCGCGUAACUGGUCAUCCAAAACCGCGCGUGAUGUGGCUCAUCAACGGGCACACCGUUGUCAGCGGAUCACGAUACAAACUCACAUACGAUGGAAUGUACCACAUGGACAUUCCCAAAACAAGGCAAUAUGACACCGGUAAAGUGGAGGUAAUCGCGCGUAGCUCAGUGGGCGAAGCUAUUGCCGAAACCGAGCUGAAAAUCAUACCGAGACACGACGAUUACAGAGGAGUACUCAAAAACUCACCAAGACCUUGGUACGACCUAGAACUGUCCGAGUACCAACGGGAACGUGCAGAAACCGAACUAGAAAAAGUGUUCGACGAGCGAAACACCACGCUCCGCGAAAGCGGCCUGCACGUGACCGGAGUCCACGCGCAACCGAAGGAGUUCAAAGAGCCCGAAACCGAGUGGCAGAAGACUAUCAAAAAUAAGAAAGGAGAAGAAUACUACAGCAAGAUACAAGAGCUCGAGAACGAGCAAGUCAUCAAAGAGAUCAAACUACGCGAGCAGUCCCAUCAGUUUGCCAUUCCUGGGGAGAAGCUGGUCAGCAGCUCGCUCGCUAAAGGGAUGGCCCAGAAGUACGAGGAGAACCUGGAAGAAAAACCAUUCGAGGUAGAUCUGGCCCCAGUUCCGAAACUUCCAAAAGCUGAGCAACCCAAACCAAUCCCCCACAAAGAUAUGGUGAGGUUGAAGAAAACCGACAAGAGCAAGGAGUUCGUCCAGCACGAAGUUGAAAUUGACUCUAAGCAAGGCGCUUAUCCGCCCGAACCGACAGAAUCCGGAGUUCACGGUCGAGAAAUCUACGUCACGAAACAGAAACAAACUCAGAAAGAACAACGAGGCGACUUGGAAAUCACUCGCAAUAUCACCGAAACAGAAACAACAGAUGUUGAACACAAAGGCAAAACCCAAGAGAGGAUAGUGCAGGGUCAAGUGCUGCCAAGCAACCCGCCCUUCUUCACCAAGAAAAUCAAACCUUGCCGCGCUUUCGAAAAUGAGCCGGCCAAGUUCGAAGUUGAAUUCGACGGCGAUCCGCUACCCAAAAUUACCUGGUACAGGGAGGACUUUCCAAUCACUAGCUCGCCAGACCUGAAGAUAUACACUUUCAGCACCAAAUCAAUUCUUCAGAUCAGACAGGUCUUCAUGGAGGACUCGGCGGUGUUCAGCGUAGUAGCUGAGAACAGAGGAGGAACUGCCAAAUGCAGCGCAAACCUAGUCGUACAGGAACGCAGACGACAAGGCAGAGGAGGUGUUGUACCACCCAGUUUCGCAACCACGAUACAGAGCACGAAUGCCAAAGUAGGGCAGCUCGUGCGCUUUGACGCUAAAAUCAACGGCACCAAACCCAUCGACGUUUACUGGUUGAAGAACGGGAAAAAAGUAGUAUCAGACAUCAGAUACAAGACACUGGAAGAAGACGAUCUCUACACUCUAUUGAUCAUAGAAAUUGUACCGGAAGACGCUGGUAAAUACGAAUGUGUAGCUAUGAAUAACGCCGGAGAAGCUAGAUGCGAAGCUGAGUGCACGGUCGCAGCUCCAGCCUCGCAACAGAAACAAGCCAAACCUACAACCCCUGGGAGCGAAAAAGCACCAACAAUCGUCGAACCGCUCAAAGACCAAACCAUCAGAGAAGGCCAAGCCGUCAUCUUCAGAAGCAAAAUCUCAGCGAAACCCUCUCCAACUGUUAAGUGGCAGAAAGGUGAUAAGGUGAUCAAGCCUUCCAGGUACUUCCAGAUGUCCAAAGAGGGCGAUUUCUGCACACUGAAGAUAUCAGAGGCUUUCCCAGAGGAUGAAGGAGUCUACAAAUGCGUUGCAGAGAACCCUGCUGGUACCGUUACCACCCAAGCUAAACUGAAAGUGCUUGCACCUGAGACUCAGGAUCUUGCGCCAUCUUUGACGCCAAUGAAGGACGUAACUGUGACUGAAGGCAGUCCAGCUCAAUUCAAGACGACGAUUUCCGGGAAGCCCAAGCCUACCGUGCAGUGGCUGAGAGAAGGGUUCCUCAUUCCUGAAUCUCCAGAUUUUCAGAUGAUUCAAGAAGGUAACAACGCCAUCCUGUUGAUUUCAUCAACUUACGAAGAAGACUCUGGCGUCUUCAGUUGCCGCGCAACCUCCUCUGCAGGACAAGUAGAACAGUCUGCAAAACUUAUCGUGAAAAGACGUCCAGGAACAUACCGCAAAACCGCAACAACUGAUAUUUCUGAUAGGGACGAUCAGCUUAUAUACCCGAAACAACAGUACGGUCCCUCUUCGGGGGGACCAGGAAAGACCUCUCUCAAAUCUACACCAGGCUCAAGAGGUGAUGGACAAUUAACUGAUGAAAACGAACUACCUGUAGGUGACGAAACGUUACCUUGGAGACAACAACGUACAACGCAAAAACCGAUAUUCCGAAAAGACUUGGGUCAGGCGAAACCGACAGAGGAAUCUCGCGGACCAAAACCACAACAGGCUCAGCCGUGGACUGAAGAACAAGUGGUUCUGCGAAAAACAAAACAAGAAAAGAAAGAAAUCAUCAAAGAAAAACUAGAAGACGUGACUCUCAAAGCAACCAAAAAAACAGAUACGAGUACUGAAACCUCUGAGCUCAAGCAUCAACAGAAAUUAUCUCAUACUGAGGAUGUUACUAAAAUGACUCUAAGUAAAAAGGAAUAUAUUGACGAAAAGGAAAAACUAUCAACUAAAGACUGGAGGAGACCAAAAACGGACCAGCACACGAAAACGAUAUCUACAGUAGAAGAUAGCACGAUUCUUUCUUUGGAAGAAAGAGAAAAAGAAAUUUCGAAACGAACGAAGGAUGACAAGCCGACUCCUAAAGAUUGGCGAAAACCGAAGGAAACUACUAUCACCGCAAAAGAAUAUCUUGAGGACAGCACUAUACUUCAUCUCAAAGAGACAGAACAAAUAAAGGAAGCCAAGAUUGAAACCAAAGACUGGCGCAAACCCAGGAAGGAAAGCCUGGAAAGGUUAGAAAAGAAAAUGCAUACAGACGACGAGAGUUCUUUGGUUUUGUUAGAAAAAGAACAACCAAGUUCAAAACUAUGGAGAAAGCCCAGAGAUGAAGUUGCAGUUACAAGCGAGGCCCAGAAAACAGAACCCAUUCCUUGGAACAAAAAAGAAAUCAUUCUGAGAAAGACUCCACGAGAAACUAAGGAAGUACCAAAAGAGAAGUUGGAAGAAGUUGCCUUGAAACCCACAAGACGUGGAAGUGAAACAAUCACAUCUGCUGUUCAAGAAGACCGACCCUGCGACACAACCAGAGCUCCAGAAAUGACAAUUCCGGAUUCAGAAAAAAUUUCUGUAAAAGAUACUAGUUUCUUGAAAUUUGAUGAGAAAGAGACAUCUCAGGAAGUGAAAAAAAUUGAUACCAAAUCAUGGAGAAAACCUAGAGAAAGGCAGCAAGAACAAAUACCUCUAGAACAGAAACCAGAACAUGAAAUAGAAAAAUCUCCUGCCGAUACAAAAACUUUAUAUGGACAAAAAAUAAUUAAACAAACCAGACGUGGUAGCAAAACUACUGAAAUUUCUGAUUCUAGAAUUCAAACGGUAUCAACAGAAGACCAAACCAUCUUGAAGCUCAGUGAGACAGAACAAGUGACUGAAACUAGUCAACUGGAUGAAAAACCAUGGCGAAAACCCAAAAUACCCCUGGAAGAAAAAGCUGAACCAGUUCCUUGGAAUAAACAGGAAAUAAUCCUUAAAAAAACGCCUCGAGAAACUAAAGAUAUUCCAAAAGACUCUUUAGGAGAAGCGAGUUUGAAACCCACGAGGCGUGGAAGUAAGGUAACUGAAUCAGUCUCUCUUGAAGACACCUCACUUCUCAGAUUAGAAGAGAAAGAAAAAACGGAAAUUAGUCAAAAAACACAUGAAUCAUGGCAUAAACCAGGGGAAGACCAAAUGAAACCUGAACAAAUAGCAAGCCUCGAAGAAGGUAAGACUGAACCAGAAGACGUUAUUUCUAAACCGAAGAAAGUUCAAGUCGAAAAAGAAAAAGGUGAAACAAUACCUUGGACUAAAGAAAAAGUUGUCUUGAAGAAAACUGAAAAAGGAACAAAAGAAGUCAAAAAAGACUCUCUAGAAGAAGUAACUUUGAAACCGAUCAGACGUGAAAGUGAAAUAGUAGCUACCGAAGUUCCUGAGAAGCUAAAACCAAGUUCAAAAGAUGAAACAAGCACACAACCUUUCGAGAAAAAACCUAUGGAUAUAAUUCCUAAACCCAUUCUUGAGGAUACAACAAUAUUGAAAUCAACUGAAACGGAAAAGACAGAACCGAUACCUUGGAAUAAACAAGAAAUCUCUCUGAAAACGACUAAGCGUGAAUAUAAAGAGGUUACAAAAGAAACACUUGAAGAUGUAUUUCUCAAACCUUUGAGGCGCGUAAGUGAAACGGAAGUUAUUGAUAUUCGGAAGGACACUUCUAAAAUUUUUACCGUAGAAGACAAAACAGACAAGAAAUUAGAGAAGAAGGCCAAGGAUGAACUUGAAAAUGUGAGUGAAAUAACAGAAAAGGAGUCCACACAACCCGAAUUGACUGAAAAAGAUAGACCCUCAAUCGAGCAACCUGUCACUCAAUCGUGGCGUAAACCUAGAGAGGAACUAAAGUCAAUGCAACCAACUACGGAAAGUACCAAGAAAACUCCACUUGAAGAUUCCACACAACUGAUCAUGAAGGAGAAAAAUAAACCUUCAGAAGUGAUACAACCUGAAGUUGAAUCAUGGCAUAAACCUAGAGAAAAACCAAAGACAGUAGACGAAACAACAGCGGUUGAAGAUACUUCGGAGGUAAAACCUAAAGAGGAGAUAAAGCUAUCAGAAGAAGUGCCAAAGAUGAAAGAUGCAUCACCGAUUAUGAAACCAAAAUUGGAGAAAUCUGAUAAAGCUGAGCAGAUUCCUUGGAAUGAACAGAAAAUAUCUCUGAAAAAAACGAGACGAGAAAAUAAAGAGUUGGCUAAAGAAACACUAGAAGAAGUUACACUUAAACCUCUAAGGCGUAGUAGCGAAACCAUACUCACAGAAACUGAGGAGGACAUAUCAAAACUCGUAACAGUAGAAGACAAAAAACUCAAGGAAAAGAAGGAAGUUUCGAAAUAUGCCAUGGAUCAGAAAGAAAACCUCAAUCAAAUUGAAACUAGGCCUUGGCGAACCCCUCGCGAUGAAAUGAAGCCUCAAGGAAAAAUAUCUACUACUGAAAAAACUGAACCAACACCCUGGAACAAACAAGAAAUCACUCUAAAGAAAACACGAAGGAUGAGUAAAGAAACAAUCAAGGAAACACCUAUUGAAGAUACUGUACCAACAGAAGUAGAUGAAAACGAUAAUGUAACCCUGCCCGUUAAACCAUCACAAUCAGAAGAAGUAACAUCACCAAUUUCUUUGGAACAAAAAGAUCAGGUUAACGAAGUGAAAACAUGGCGUAAGCUUCCAGUGAAGGAAUCCGAAAAACUCACCGAACAGUCUCAGAGUUCAAUUGAAGAAGAAACCAAGCCAGAUGAAAAAACAAAACUACCUGACAUGGAAGAAGUAGUUCCUUGGAAUAAACAGAAAAUAAUACUGAAGAAAGCAAUUAAAGACAAGAAGGAGAUUGUUAAGAAAACUAUGGAAAGUGUUGAACUGAAACCUUGCAGAAAAGACUCUCUUGUCGAAACUGUGACUAAACCCGACGAGGAAGAGAAACAAACUAUUACCGUAUCAGAUGAUUCAGCUGAAAUCAAGUUGAAAAAGAAACCAAUUCGAAAAGAAAAAACUGAAGAUAAAGUUCCGUGCGAUGUAGGCAAUGUCUUGGAACCAGAAGAAGUGUCUGAGAAACCCGAAGAAUCUCAAAUCAAGGCAUGGAGAAGACCAAAGAGACCUGUUGGACCAGAAGAUAAAGAAGAAAUGAUUCAAACUCCGAUUCCAACUGAAGAAGGUAUCAAGCCAACUGAAGAAGAAACCAAACCUGUCGAUGGAACAAAACCAUUGGACAAGGGAGAAAUAGUUCCUUGGAACAAACAAAAAAUAGUUUUGAAGAAAGUCAUUAAAGACAAAAAAGAGGUUGUUCAGGAAACUAAGGAAAGUGUUGAACUGAAACCGGUAAGGAAAGAAUCUCUUGUUGAAACCGAUGUUGAAUCGCAAGUGGAACAAAAUAUUACCGUAACGGAGGAAUCGACUGAAAUGAAACUGAAAAAGAAAUCAAAACGAAAAGAUCAAACUAAAGAUGAAGUUCCAUCGGAUGUGAGUGAAGUCUUGAUACCAGAAGAAGUACCUGAGAAAUUCGAAGAACCCCAAUUCAAAGUAUGGAGACGAUCGAAGAAACCUGUUGAAAAAGAGGAUGAAGAAGAAAGUAUGCAAACUCAGAUUCCAACUAAAGGAGAAACAACAUCAUCUGAAGAAACUAAACUAAUUCUAGAUGAAGUUCCAUUAGAUGUGGCCAAAGUACUGGCACCAAAAGAAGUGCCCGAGAAACUUGAAGAACCCCAAGUCAAAGGUUGGAGACGACCAAAGAAACCUGUCGAGUCAAAGGCUGGAGAAAAAAUUGUACAACCUCAGAUUCCAACUGGAGAAGAAAUCAAACCUGCUAAAGAAACACAACCACUGGACGAAGAAGAUGUAGUUCCUUGGAAUAAACAGAAAAUAGUGCUGAAAAAAGUCAUUAAUGACAAAAAGGAGAUUGUCAAGGAAACAAUGGAAACUGUUGAACUGAAGCCUUCCAGGAAAGAAUCUCUUGUCGAAGCUGAUGUUGAAUCGGUAGAAGAGAAAAAAAUUAUAACCACAACGAAGGAGUCAACUGGAAUUGAACUGAAAAAGGAACCAAAACAGAAAGACAUAAUUGAUGAUGAAGUUCCAACUGAUGUGAGUGGAAUCGUGGUACAAAAAGAAGUUUUUGAAAAACCCGAAGAACCUCAAUUGAAAGAAUGGAGACGACUGAAGAAACCUGUUGAACCAGAGAAUGAAAAAAUUUCGGAAACUGUGAUUUCAACAAAAGAAGAAACCAAAUCGUCUGAAAAAACUAAACCAUCGGAUGUGGCUAAGAAACCAAAAGAAGCGCCAGGGGAAUCUAAAGAACCUCAAGUUAAAGGGUGGAGAAGACCAAAGAUACCUACUGAACUAGAAGGUGAGGAAAACAUUGCUCAAACUCAGAUUCCGUCUGGAGAGGAAAUCAAACCGUCUGAAGAACCAAGAUCACUUGACUCCGAAAAAGCUGUUCCUUGGAACGAACAGAAAAUUGUUCUGAAAAAGACGCAGAGAGACAAAAAGAAAAUUGUUAAGGAUACUAUAGAAGCAGUGGAACUAAAACCUAUAAGAAAAGAAUCUCUUGUAGAAACUCAUCUUCAAAUUGAGCCAGAAGAACAAGAAGAACUUCCCGUGACUACAACGGAGGAAACAACUGAAAUGAAACUGAAAAAGAAACCAAUUGAACUAGGCAAAAUUAGGGAUGAAAUUUCAUCUGAUAUGCCCAAGGUAAUGAUGCAAAAAGAAAUGUCAGAUGAACUGCCCGUUGAAGGAUGGAGACGUCCAAAGAAACCUGUUAAACCUGAAGUGAAAGAUGAAGAUAUUGUAGAUGAGAUGAUCGAAGACUCAAUUUCUCCCCUAAAAGAGAAAAAAACCGCAGAAGAAAGAAUUUCACUGGAUGAAGAGAAAAUUAAAUCAGACGGGAAACCAGAAGAAAAAAUCAUGCCUUGGACAGAAGAAGCUAGGAAGUUGAAAGCUCCAAAGGUCAUACAGCCAAUGAAAAAAGAAGAAGUAGAGACAGUGUCUUUGAAACCCGUCAAGCGUGCAGAACCACGAAGAGAAUUGAAAUCUGAGGCUAUUGAACUAUCUUCAGAAGAAGAACAGACGCCUGGAACUGAUAAACAAAGGCGUAAAAUCGUUAGAAAGAAAAAAGUACCGAAAGUACCAAAACAUGAUAAAACGACUGAGGACGAUACUCCUGAGAUUCAAAAAGAGUUAUCUGAAGAAUCAGAAACUAUUCCAGAAUCUGUAAUCGUGGAAAAAAUAACGGAAGUAGAAGAUACGGUCGUACUCAAAGUUGAUGAAGAAGAUAAAUCUGAACCUAAAAAGGCAAAAGUAAUAAUUAUUCCAGAAGAACAAAAACCUGAAGAUAUUACACUCAAACCUGUAUCUCGAGUUGAGAAACCAAAACAAGAGAAGGAAAUUGAGAAGGUUACUUUGAAACAUAUUGUCAAAGAUGAGAUACCUGACACUGAAAAACCCACAAAAGAUAAACCAAAAACUAAGAAGACAAGGAAGUUGAAAGAGCUACCAGAGAUCGAAGAUGGUGAUAAAUAUACCCCUGAAUUGAUAGAAAAAAUAGAUAUUGACAAACCUGACAAAGAACAAAAGGAAACACCGACAACUACUUGGAGAAAGGAGAAAAAACUUAAAGAUAUAUCACCAGAAGAAGAGAAAGUGACUAUUCAAAUUGGAAAAGGAAAAUUGCCAGAUGAAAAAAUAACUGAAGAAGAUAUCAAACUCAAACCUAUUAAAAAAGAUGGAAAGCCAACCGUAGAAAUGCCAGAAAAGUCCAAACCUUUAGAAAUACCAAAAUCUGAUGCUUCACUGGAAGAUUUCGAUAAACGAAAGUUUGAGUUGACUCCUUUAGAUGAAGUUGAAACACCUGUAACUGUUGAAAGUGAACAAUUAGUCGUACCGGAAGAUAUCCGGAAAGCGGAAGAAAUUUUGCUAGAGCCUACUACGCCUUGGCGACGAACACCGAAACAAGAGAAACAAGACACCCCUGAGGAGAAAGAGUGGCCUCGUGGUAAGAGGAAACCUCUUCCGGAAGAAGAAAAAGAGGGCAUCAAACUCAAGCCAAUUCCAAAAGAAAAGCCAACCGCCGAAGAAUAUAAAAUCGAUACUGAAAUUAUCAAACCUGAAACAGCAAUUGAAGUACCACUCAUAGAACAUGAUGAUAAACUUGAACUGGUACCCACUGAAAGGGAUCAAAAAGACAAAGAUGUGAGAAAACGAAAGAAAAAGAAGGAAAAAGAUCAAUCAGAGGUACCUGAAGACGUUACAUUGAAACCAGUACAUACACAAAAAGAAUUGGAAGAGAAGAAACCUGACGAAAUUAUUCUUCAACCAGUCGAUAUAACUCACACUCUAGAACACAUUGAAACUAAAGAGGAUAAGCCAGAAGAGAAAACUCCUGAAGUGCUAGAGGUCAAAGAAUGGAGGAGAGGCACGAAAAUAAAAGAAACCACUGAACUUGAAAAAAUCGGUAAACCCGAAAAACAGAUUUCUGAAAUUGAAAAAGUCGCACCUGAUGAUACCCUUGUAGAGAAAGAUGAAGAUAAAACAGAAGUGAGGCAAUGGAGAAGAGGUAAGAAAAUGAAAAAGGAAAAAAUUGCUGUAGACGAUAUCAGCUCCCAAAAACUGGAACAUCCGGAAGAACUUGUCGGUGAAUUGGCUCCAAGGGAAACUGUGGAGGAGGUUCCUGAAGAAGUUAAACCAGAAGAAAAAGUCCACCAAGCAAAAGAGGAGAUAUAUGAAGUGAGGAAAUGGAGGAGAGGUAAGAAAACUGUUAAAGAAAGGAGUGAAAAAGAAGAAACAGACGAAGCAGUCGAAGAAUUGAAACCAAAAGAAACUGCAACUGAAAAAAAAAUAGAAGAGCCGCUAGUCAUUGAAUUACUGCCGACUCAACUCCAGGAUGAAACCUUCGAGACGCAGCAAGAAUCAAAGUUAGAGAAAUCCGAAACAGAAAUAACUCUAAUCGAGAAGAAAAAGAUAGAUAGUAAGAAACCAGCGGAAAAAGAGGAGAAGCCACUUGAAGAAGCGCCAGAAGAUAUUCCUUUCCAAAAAGAUAUGAAGGUCCAAAUUUCUUCCAAGAAAGUGACGAUGGAAAGAAGAAAAGUCGUGUCCUUUGAUGAGAGUCAGCCAAUCCCGGAAUUAGAGAUAAUUUCACAAAAACGAACUACAGAGGUAAUAGAUAGGGUCCCCAGUGAAGAAAUUACAGAGGACAUAGAAAUGCGCGAAGAACAAAUAGUGCACAAAUCGGAAGUUCACAAAACCGUAGGAGAAAGACUGAAAAUAAAAACAAUAGCACCUAGAUUCACCAAAAGGGUUGAGCCUGUAGUUGUGGAAGAAGGAAAGCCGACGAGCCUGGUGUGCAAGGUAGAGGGUAGUCCAUUUCCGGAUAUCACGUGGUAUAAGAACGAAAAAGUAUUCCAAGCGACAGAACGUGUUUUCGUUAAUAUCGUUGAAGAUACUGUUAGUCUGGAGUUUUCGAAAGUGGAGCCGCAGGAUGUUGCGAUUUAUUCCUGCAAAGCCUCAAAUCCAGCAGGUGUAGCCACUUCUACAGCUAAUAUUGUCAUUUUAGAGAAAGAAGAAACAGGAGUGGCACCUCACUUUAUACAGCCUCUGAAGCCACAAAUCGUCGAGGAGAAAAGCGUGGCUACUUUAACGUGCACUAUCACCGGUCAACCAACUCCAAAAGUGAGAUGGCUGAAAGAAGGAAAAGAAAUCGUUUCAAGUCCAACGAGAAAACUCAGUUACAAUCCAGAAACCGGAGUUGCCAUUUUGGAAAUUCUGGAACCAACCCCCGAAGAUGAAAAGAUCUACAGCGUGAAAGCGGAGAAUAAGUUUGGCCAAGCAGAAUGUAGGGCUAAUCUGAUAAUAUCCAAAUCAGUAACUGUAUCUCAACCCGUUGUAAUGCACGCUCCUAAGAUUACGAAACCUGUUCAAGCGAUAGUGGUAAGUCCAAAUGAGGAAAUCGUCUUGGAAGCAGACUUCGAGGGCACUCCCAAACCUGAGAUAACUUGGCUCAGAAACGGCACUGAGAUCAAGCCCAACAAAGACUACGAAAUUGAAACUGGAGAGAAGAAGACAGUUCUGCGAGUGAAGAAACAGCUCACCAAGAAACAAAAAGGUGGCAAAUACGAAGUCCGCGCAGUGAAUCCGAGAGGCGAAGCAAGAUCUUCGGGUUCCGUGAUGGUUAUCGAGGAAGUCAGCGAUGCACAGCCUCCUCGAUUUACGGAACCAAUAAAACCACAACAAGCAACCGUUGGCGAAGUGGUUAUUCUUGAAGCAGUAGUAGAAUCAAUACCCAAUGCGACAUUCCAGUGGUUCCACGAGUCGAACCCUAUAGUCUCUACGCCAGAAACAAGAAUAGUUUCGGAAGAUAAUAAAUCGGUGUUACUUAUAAGUGAAGUGACACCUGAAUAUGCAGGUUCGAUCACCUGCAGGGCUGAAAAUGCUGUAGGAUCUGUCACUUGUACGGCCAGCUUGAGCGUGGUAGAGGAAACAGAGUGGGAGGAAACCGAAGAGGUUAUCUAUCCCAGGUUCGUCAAGCGCCUAUCGCCUAUUCGAGUAAUGGACGGAGAAAAAGUACAAUUCAGUUGCGUAGUGGCCGGAAAACCAAUACCCAAAGUUCAGUGGUACCACAACGAUGUGCCCGUCGUUGAAGCUAAAGAUGUCGUCAUCUCACAAGACACCGAAGGGGUGUGCACUCUGGCUAUUUCGGAAGUAUUUCCAGAAAAUGCUGGAGUGUAUACUUGUACAGCUGUGAACCGUGUCGGCGAGGCUAUAUGUAAAUCAUCCCUUAUUGUGGAAGCAUACGAGUAUGUUCCCGAUUCGGAACUUGGUCAUCUGACAGGAUCAGAAGAGGAUCUACUGGCUGAUAAGACCAUCAGCAGCGAAAUCGAUUUUCAGUCUGACAGUGAUGUGGAAUUCGCUCCCAAAAUCACUAAGAAGUUGCCACAAGUAGUAUCUACCAAAGAUGGCGACGUUACCAGGUUGGAAGUCGUAGCCGUCGGAAAACCAAAACCCGAAGGCAGGUGGCUAAAACAUGGUGAAGAAAUCAUCCCAUCCAAAGAAUUCAUCAUCGAAAACUUCGAGGAUGGUACCUCGGUACUCACAAUAACCGAAGUAUACCCAGACGAUACCGGAGAAAUAGUAUACGAGGCCGAAAACCCUUUGGGAGUCGCUGUCACGAGUACAGAACUUCUCGUUGAAACAGUUGAAGGUAUCGUUGGAACCAAAGACUACAGGAAACCGGAAUGGGUGACGCACAUGGAGGAGCUGUCCACAGCACUAAAAGCUGCCGAAAAUCCUCCAGUAUUUGUUAAAGAAAUUACCGAUAUUCGUACAACCGAAGCUGAAACAAUAAAAUUCGAAUGUCUAUUCUCUGGAACCCCCAAACCAGAUAUCAUAUGGUACCACAACGACAAGAUAAUUCGCAAUACCAAACGCGUCAAAGUCCGCAUCGAAGAAAAUAAAACCAGUAUCACAAUCAGUGAAGUUUCAGAGGAAGAUAUUGGCACGUACGUGUGUAAAGCAGUGAGUAAAAUAGGAGAGGCAGUUACCAAAGCCAAGCUAUACGUACAAGAAAUACCUGAGUACAAGAAACAGGCAAUCAUCCUUAAAAAGGCGAGAGAGGAGGAAGAGCGCAUUAAGAAAGAGCGUGUCAAGAUCGAAAAGAAAAGAACAGAGAAGAAGCAACGCCUGUCCAUGACGACUGAGGAAGAAAUAAAGCCCUUGGACGUCACUGAAAUCCACGCCAUCGAAACCACAGAGGAGAUUACGGAAACUAGAAAAGAAGAGAGGGCCAAACCUACGCUGGAUAUUCAGGAGCCUCUCAAAACAGAAGCCACUGCAACUGCUAAAAAAAUCGACGAAUUUCCAGAAGAGAAACCUAUAGAAAAAGCAAAGGAACUGUUGUCUCCCGCUGAGGCUACUUAUUCCGAACAAAUUCUAACCGAAGAAAUAAUCAAGGACAUCGAGAAAAUCCUACCUAGAGGUGACAAAGCUAUACCUUCGGUACAAACCGGAGUGUCAGAAUUAGUGGAUAUCACCGAGGUCAAUCUGGAACAAAUAAUCGAACGAUGCGAGAAGGUCAUCCGGCACAGCGAGCUCAAAAUGGCAAAGGAAGUUUCGGAAAUGCUGAGGUUCGUUAGAGCCAAAGACUUCGGUCCAGGAGAAAGCCCUCUUAGAGAAAUCGCGGAAAUCGGGUACCUCAUGAACAACGGCAUCACCGUGAAAGAGGUCACUGUCCUCUACGACGAAGACAAGUUUCCUUCACUCAAAUCUCCGCAGGCGCAGAAUGCUCUGGUGAACGUCGUGGAAAGAAAGGGACAUGGUGCCCUCAUUUCCGAAGUCCUUACAGAAGAGACAACCGUAGACGAGAGCAAACUUGCUGCUACUGUUGGAUUCAGAGCGUUCAUGAAGAUGGUGGAGGUCAACUACGUUACCAUCGAGGAAGUCAUCACAGAAUUCACUCCAGAGGACUUUAUUCAGCGAGCAUGGGAGUCGUCAGAAGUAACAGAGGAAACAAUCAAGUCGGUUUCGGAGAUGGUAACGAUUACCGAAGAAGUUGAAGUUAUGGAGGAUACCAGCAAAGUACUAAAGAAAAGAAUCAAAAAGAAGGGCGAUCUAGAGGAAACCAUUGAAGUAGAAGAAGAAGUAGAACGCUCUCUCGGAAGAAAAGCUCCUGGUCCUGAGAAAAAACAUUCGGUCGAAAUAAUAGAUAUCACAGAUUUGUCUAUUGAGGUCACGGAUCAAAAAACUAAACGCGAUGUCGAAGAGAAACGUGAUUCAGAGUUGGAAAUAGAAGAAUUGGUGGAAACUCGCACCAUCAAAAAGAAAGUGAAAACUUCCAAGCCUAAAACCACCACAUACGAAAUUGAUGAGACAGAAGUAGAACUAAUUGAGCCUUUCGAAGUUACAGCUCAGAAGGAAAUUCCUUUAAGCUCAUCAACUAUUGUUUCAGAGGUUGUCAAUUCUGGAGAGGUAGCCCACCUGAGUGAAGAUGCUCGUAUGUCAAAAGCAAUUGUUGAUGUUCUCACGCACAGAGCUGUGAUUGAAGAACAAGUUGAACCUCACGAGAGUGAGAAAAUUUGUGAAGAUCGUCCAUCGAUCGCUGCAAAAGCUAACCAAAUUGUGGAUAAAAAGCAAGCGCUCGAAAUAUCUGAACAAAAUAUUCACAGUAUGACGGGGCGAUUCGACAAGAAAUUCACCCCAGUCACUUCGAAUGCUGAGAAAAUGAUAGAAUCCACCGAAGGAUUGAUAAUAAACGAAGUCACGCUGGGGGACACGUCUACGACUCUUGACGAGAAACUUCUUCCUGAAGGCAAUGCGACGAUCUCAAUACUGCCCCAUGAAGCUAAAAACAUUUCAGAAGUAGAAAUAUCCCUGAAAGAAAGUGAUUUGGAAAUUUCGCGAGUGGAGAAUGUGAAGCCUAUGUCUAUCCACAAGUCUGGGGUAGUUUCAGAAGCUACGGCUUUGAUUGAAGUAGCACACAUGGAUGAAAUCAUUCAAAAAUCCAAGGCGGAGGUCGAAGUUUUUCCUCAUUCAGCAGUGACGAAAGAACAAGUGCAGACUCACGAUACAGAGAAAACACGUGAAGAUCAACCAAUAAAUGCCAUGAAAGCUGAACAAACUGUAAAUGAAAUGAAGGCCUUAGAAGUAUCUGAACAGACUGUUCACAGUACAACGGGUCAUUUUGAUAGGAAAUUCACCCCACUCACAUCUAAUGCUGAGCAAAUGAUUCAAUCCAGUGAAGGUUUGAUAAUAAAGGAAGUCACUUUGGGAGACUCGUCUACAACUUUCGAUGAGAAAGUUCUACCUGAAAGUAAUGCAACUGUUUCAGUAAUGCCCCAAGAAGCUAAAAACAUUUCGGAGGUGAAAAUAUUUUUGAAAGAAAGUGACUUGGAAAUUACGAGGGUCGAGAAUGUGAAAUCUCUCUCUAUCCAUAACACAGGUGUAGUUUCAGAAGCAACAUCAUCGAUUGAAGUAGCACACAAAGAUGAAACCAUUACGAAGUCUAAAGCAGAAAUUGAAAUUUUUCCUCAUACAGCAGUGACGAAAGAACAAGUAGAUGCUCAUGAGAUGGAAAAACCUCGUGAGGAGCAAUCAAUAAAUGCCAUGAAAGCUGAGCAAACUGUGGGUAAAGUGGAAGCCCUGGAAGUAACUGAACAGACUACUCAUAGUACGACGGGACAUUUUGACGAGAAAUUCACCCCAAUCACAUCCAACGCCAAGCAAAUUAUGGAAGCCAGUGAAGGGUUGAUUAUUAAGGAAGUCACUUUGGAAGACUCAUCUACAACUUUUGAUGAGAAAGUUCUUCCUGAAGGUAGUGCAACUGUUUCAUUGAUGCCCCAAGAAGCUAAAAAUAUUUCGGAAGUGGAAAUAUCCUUGAAAGAAAGUGACUUGGAAAUUCCGAAGGUGGAGAAUGUCAAACCUUUCUCAAUUUAUAACACUGGGGUAUUUUCAGAAGCUUCGUCCUCGACUGAAGUAGCGCACAUAGAUGAAACCAUUUCGAAAUCUAAAGCAGAGGUUAAAGUUAUUCCUCACAUGGCAGUGACGGAAGAACAAGUACAUGUUGAUGAGACAGAAAAAACUCAUGAAGAACAAUCAAGAAAUACUAUAAAAGCUGAUCAAACUAUAGAUAAAGUGGAAGCCUUAGAAAUAUCCGAACAGACUGUCCACAGUACAACGCGUCAUUUUGAUGAGAAAUUCACCCCAACCACCUCUAAUGCCAAACAAAUAAUGGAAUCUAGUGAAGGGUUGAUAAUAAAGGAAGUCACUUUAGAAGACUCAUCUACAACUUUUGAUGAAGAAUUCCAGCCUGAAAUCAAAGCGAUGGUCUCACUUGUGCCCCAAGAAGCUAAAAACAUUUCUGAAGUAGAGGUGUCCUUAAAAGAAAGUGAUUUGAAAAUUCUACAUGUAGAUGAGGUGAAACCUUUGACUGUUCAUAACACUGGAGUAUUCUCAGAAGCUAUAUCUUCUAGUGAAGUAGCACACAUUAAUGAAACCGUGCCUUGUUUGAAAGCAGAGGUUGAUUUGAUUCCGCACUCAGCCAUUUCAGAAGAAACCACCCACGCCGAAGAAAGGGAAGUGAAACAUGAAAUAACUGAAACUAGCUCGGUGUCUGCAACUAAAACUAUCGACACAGUCGAAGCUUUCCAGACUUCACAAACAACAGUUCAAAGCUCAACACGGGAGUUUAUAGAUCAAACGUCAUAUCGUUUGUUAAAAGCUUCUCCACAAGUAACCUCCAAUGAAGGAAUCCAAAUACAAGAAUACAACCUCGGAGAUGUUCUUUCCGAAAUGUUAGAGGAACGCAAACUUGAAGACACGGCACUUGUUUCGUUAAUACCACAGGAAGCGAAAUUAAUUUCAGAAAUAGAGACAUCAGACAGAGAAACGGAUCUGGACGCAUUCACAAAACCAAGAGAGGUUCACGCUCAAGGAUCAGUGUCUACGAAAGAAAGCAUUAAUGUGGAAGAGAUCAAUCAGGCUUUAUUCGAAGGAGAAUUUGAAGUUAGCAAAACGGCAACAGUGCAACCGAGAUAUAAAAUCGACUCGAAAGAACCAAUUGUAGUGGAAGAAAUAUUAGCUGAAGUCAAACCUGGCAAGCACUUGCCAGAGGCGUUCGUACCAACAGAAGUUGCCACAACGAACAUCGUUCCGCAAAGAUCACUCUUUCAAUCCGAAAUGAACGCUCCAGAAUUAGAGGGUGAAUACAUAGCUGGAAAAUUGCCACCAAUGCAGGCAGCUAAUUUCGACAUCACCACGGGAGAAGGUUUGAUUGUAUCUGAAAUAAACUCAUCAGAGAAAGAAACAGUACUUGAAAAAACUAAACUAGGAGAAACGGUGAAGGCUAUGCCGAAUUUUAUGUUAUCAGAAGCAGUAACAGUAUCAGUGACUGAUACCCAACAACCACAAACUGAAGUUUCUUCAGAAGAGGUUGAACACCAUACAGUCAACGUACAAGUGUCUUCAUUAGAACCAGUCGUUGCUCAAACUGUAAUAACCAGUGAAUCGGAAGUCAAUUAUGAAGAGGAAAAACCUUCCAGUAAAACCGCUGAUUUCACACUGGCUUGCCUGCAAACGAGCAGUAAAUCAGUAACGUUUGUGCAAGAAUCCGAAGACACACUCUCGCCACAAAGCCAACCCAUUAGAUCCAUAGCAAAGCGAACGGUUUCACCCAAUGAAUCUAUUACAAUUGAGGAAAUUGCAACAAAUGAUUCACCGGAAGCUUUUAAAGAUUAUCCGAAGAUACAAACCGACCACGCUUCAGAAAACAUAGAAACUCAGCAUGCUACUGACAUUACCGAAACAAAUGUUGGAGAAUCAGAAACAUUCUAUGACCAAAAACCUCAGAAAUACGUGACAUUAGAAAGUUCAUUCACAAGACCACAAGAACAAGUCGAGGUUAGUGAAUCACAAAUUUUUGAAAUGGAAAAGGAUCUCAAAUUUUUCGAGUUACCCGAGUCACACAAAGGUAAACAAGUUAGAUCAACUUUACUUCCGACAGGUAUAACUGAAGAAACCACGGUUGAGCAGAGUGUCGAAAAACUUCAAGCCAUGCGUACUGAAAUAGGGAAAGCAAGUCUGAAUCAGCCCCUGAGUGAAGAGAUUACAAUAUCUGAAAUAAUAACAUCUGAAGACACUGAUCAGAUUAAAACAGAACAAAUGGAAGGAAAACAAGCCCUGCCAGUAAUCUUCCCACGAGAGGCUGUAAAAGUAGAUGAGGUACUGGUAAUAGAUAAGGAAAAUGAGUAUAUUCCAGACGAUAGAAACUUCGAGGUUCAAGCAAAGCUAGGUAUUGAUACUCAACAAGUAGCCAGUAAGUCUGUCACUCAAAUUAGCGACGCAGCAGAGACUUUAGAAAUAACUCAUCCGUUAGAGGCUGUAGCAUCCCCGGAGCAGCAGGUAUUCGAAACUGUGGAAGUUCUCGAACAUGAAACAGGAGAAAGAGAAACAGAUCACACAGAGAUCAGACCAGAUGCCAAGAUAGCUGCCGUUGAUUUAUCAGAAUCACUUCAUGGAGCCAAAACUACGCAAAUUCUACCAAAUGAAAAAGAGGAUGUUUACCACUCACAGCCAAAAGCAUUGCAAGCGUUGGCCUCUAUGGCUGUAACAACGCAACAAGUAUUCAUAACAUCUGAAGUUGAGAGUGUUAUCCACGCAGAUUUACUAGAAGAAGAGCAACCAUUAACAGGAAGAGCGAAAAAAUAUGCUAAACCAUACACCGAACUCAUAGUGACGGAAACGAAUGUAACAGAUAUCGAGAAGAAUCUUCCCGCUGACCUUCUGCCCUAUAGUAAAACAGCAAACCUGGAAAUAUUACCAGGCCAGGCACUGACUAUCACAGAAACCGUGUCAGAUGACAAAGAGUCAGAGCUAAAUGUUUCGGAGGUUGAAACAAACCUAGCAAGCAUUCAAGUGGGUGAACAGCAAGUUGCUGUUUCAGAGCAAACUUUGAUUAAUUUCUCGCCAACUGAGCUGAAAGAAGAACGACCUGAAAGUCACAACGCUUUUGCUACGCAAGAUAUUUCUGUUGGCGUUACCCAGUUGCAAAUAACUCUUGGAGAAAAAGAAGCCGAACAGCUAGCUGAUAUAACUCCCAAUAAGAAGCAAAUAGGAAUAACGUUCAACGAAGUGGAAGGCCUGAAAGUUACAGAAGUUACUGCAGAUGAUCAAGAGGAUGUAUUGCCUCAAGAACAAUCAAUAGCGGUAGAAGGAACAACUUCUUUAAAUGAGUUCCAUUUGUCGGCGUUGUCUGAAGAAGUGAUGCUUGAAGAUUCCGUGAAUAAAGUCGAUAAAAUCGAUUAUAUUUCUGAGAAAGCUAAGUCAAACUGCAUUACACUGGAAAGCAUUUCAAUGACAGAAUCGACAACAUUAGAAAAUGAAGGCAAAUUUUCCGAAGUGAAGCCUUCAAAAAAACAAGCCCUACCUGAAUAUCAACAUGCAGAAAGCUUGUUCGUUACAUCAGUCACCUCAGCCACAAAAGAAGGAACUUUGGAAAAGAAAAAUCCAGAGUUGAAAACAGCGGAUUCUUCAUUACUUCCACAAGAUGUAGUGGAAGUUAGAGAAACCAUAGCUAGCGAUACCAUUAAAGAACUAGAAAUUGAACAUCCUACUAAGGUAGCCGCUACAGCAAGUCAAUCCGAAUUUCAGAGCUUGAUCAAUAUCGAAGCGGUUUCAGGUGAAACUGAAAUAUUAUUAAAGCCCAGUGACGAACCACUUGAGCAAAUCGCCGCUAUAGAGUUCGAUAAUUUAGUUAUUCCACAAAUUUCGCAAACUAUUCCUUCAGAAAAAGAAAAUAUUUAUAAAGCUCCUGAACAAGGAAGUGAAAAAAUUGCUACUUCAUCUAUUUCUGUUCAGCCAGUUGCUGAAAAAGGUAUAACCAUUUGCCAAGAUUCCAUUUCCGACAUUAUUCCAACAGACUUUCCUACCAUCGCGGCUCAUCUGAAGCAAUCACCACAGGAAGGUAUUAUAUCAACACAACCUUUGGUACAAGAGAGUGAAACUUAUUUCGAAAAAGUUGAUGUUUCAACAGAAAAAGCUAUACUGGAAAUUAGGGAAGAUCAAAGCUUGAAAAUCACUGAAGUUAUGAGCAAUGAAACCGAAACUUUGCUACCGAUACUUAUGAAACCAGCACAAACCCAAGCUUCCGUAAGUAUGGAAACACAUCAAGUUUCCUCCAAAACUGAAAUUGGAAGUAAUGACACCACAGAAGAUAUACUAUUGAGUGAACCUGUCAAAGCUUCUGCUCAACCUGAACUAUCAAGUCUACCAACCGCUUUGAAACAUCAAACAAUACCUUCAGAACUGGAAGGUGUGAUCCAGAAAGAACAGAUGCCAAAUGCACAAAAAGUGUCGCCAAUAUUAGAUGAGAUCAAAGGUAUUGAAGUUGAGUCUGUUUUGGUACACGACACCGAGGUAGACUUCAAGAAGAAGCCAUCAGAGGAAAAACGUGCACAAGCUAACUUUAGUGAUGCAGGAAAAGUGAUAACGCAGUUUGAAUCAAAGGUUGAGUACGAUUUGGGGUGCAUCGAAGAUGUCUUUCCAGAAGAAAGCAGAGCUACGAAAACCUCGAUACCAUUUGAUUUUGCUGUUACCUCAGAACAAAUAACAUUCGACAUAGAAGCAGAGUUGCCUGCAUUAGGUAAAGGUCCUGAAAUUAUAGCUUCGAUCGAUAUACAACCAUCAGAAGCAUUUUCAGUAACCGAAGCAGUUUUAGGUCAGAGAGAAAGUGGGAUUAACGAAUUCAAAUUACCAGAUUUGAAAACGGCGCAUAAGUCAAUAGACGUAACACAAAAAGUUGCAGAAAUGAACAUUCCAGACGUGCCCGAUAAUUUAACUCUUCACCAAUAUUCUGUUCCGGAAAGUGCUGUGGCUACUCAAGAAGAAGAAUCGUUGAACAGUUUAAUAAUUUGCGAAAACAUCCCGGAAGAGAAAGAACUCAAUUUCACGGGUAAAUUUCAACCCAUUACCAGUCAAGUCAAUAUAACUUUGGAACAAAAAACACAGAGUUUGAACGUUUCGGAAAUAUUAAUACAAGAAAAAGAAGGGGGUUUAGGUAAACUAGAAAUUCCAAUGAAACAGACUGCUACUGUUGAAUUGGAUUCAAUCAUCAUCCCACAAAAAACAGUGACUCACGUGGAAGAUAUCGUGAAACAUUUAGAUUCAUUUGAAACUAUAACUUCAGUAGCAAGCGUGAAACAAAUACCACAUCAAGAACUGGUAGAAACUCAACCUCAGAUAGUAGAAAAAGAAGGAAUUUACAACAAAAGUUUCGAGUACAGUACCAAAAAUGCCGAUCUCAUGACAGAAGACAGUAUGGCAUUAUCGGCGACUGAAGUUGUACCUAACGAGAAAGAAAUUAUUUUUGGAGAACAGGUCAUACCUGAAAGUGUAACGGCUCAACCCUCAUUCAUUUCGAAUACAAGUUCUCAAAUAACUGAAAUCUUAACCAAUCUCAGCUUGGAUGAACUGGAAGGUGAGAAAGCUGCGUGUGUUACAGCCGUGCCUAUUUCUGAUACAUCCGAGAGCUUACUUCAAAGCAUACCAUUAGUUAUUGAAAACGCCGAACCAUUCGAAGGACAGUUCAAAACAAAAAGUAUCAGAGCCCAAGAAAAACAAGACGUUCUGUCAGAGCUUACGAUAAGUGAAACGUACUCAGAAUCCGUGGCAGAAAAUAUGAGCGAAUUUCCGGACAAGAGCGACUCAGCCAAACCAAACGUAGAUAGUACCAAAGCCAUAGAGGCUUCUAUAGUUAUAGUGUCUGAAAAUGUGUCCGAUUUGACAAUGGCUUCUGAGGUGGCAUCAAAGAUAUCAAUGCAGAGAGAUACAUUCGAUGGUAUUAUAUUCAUGGAGAACUUGGUACAUGAAUCUGAAAAAGAUCUGAAGUUACUACCUACGGAAGAAGAGAAACACGCCGAAAAAAUUCUAACAGAAGUGUCGUCUUUGAAUGUAUCUCAAGUAUUUAGUGAGGAGAGUGAAUAUCCGCUAGUAAGUGAACAAAUUGAAAACAAAAAACCUUCAACUGAUAUCCUGACUAAUAAGUCAUUAGCUCAAGAAUUUGUUAUUUCUCAAGAUUUGCUGGAGGAACUCGAGGUACCCACACAUCAAGAAGAAAGAGCUCAAAAAACACAAAUUGAAGUUGAAAGUGUAAUUGUUUCGGCGAAAUAUUCUCAAGAUAAAGAAUCGCCACUUAUAGACAAACCUCCUGAAACUAAAGUUGUCAACGUUGGGUUCUCGCCCGAUGAAAGUAUAUCGGUAACUGAAACUAUUGCAAGUGAACAAGAGACAUUAUUUUCAGCAAAAGACAUGGAUACUGUCUCUGCCACUCAAGUUUUCGCCUCGCAAGAAGCUACACAAGUGUCAGAAACUAGAACAGAACAAGAUUUAGGAGAACUGGUCGUUGAAUUACCGGAAGGUAAUCGUGCACACCAAGAACAGGAUUCAAUUGCACCUCUCGAUGUAACAGAGAUUAUCGCCACUGAAAGCGAAUCCACAUUCAUACAGAAAUCCAGGCCAGAAACAUCUGCAGGUGUAACGCUAGAGCAACCUGGAAAAGCAGCAUCUACGACCGAAACCAUCACAAGUCAAAAUGAGUUGCCCCUCGAUCUCAAAAAACCCGAUGAGGAAAUUGCAAAGAGAGUUCUCAUAGAACAUCAAGUUGUAGAAGAGGAAGGUAUCAACGUGAUGGACAGCUUGGGAAACUUGAUACUAGACAAACAAAAUUCUCGACGGGCUACCUCUCAAACUGAUGUAUUCCACAGUAUAACUGAAUCAGACGUUACCGUGCACGGAAAUGUAAAGCUCGUUGAUAUGGGAAUUCCAUCCUCCAAAACAGCUGGAGUGAACAUAAAUAUUCAAGAAGGCUUGAUAAUAACUGAUACGGUGGUACAAGGACAAACAGGCGACGAAAUUAAACAGGUAGCAGCUAGCGGAACAACGGCUCACAAAGAAAUAGAAAAUAAACUGGUGGUGGUGAUGGAAGAAAAUUUGUCUUUACAAAGUCACGACGUUUUCCAGCCAGAUGAAACUAAAAUUAGCAAAGCACAGCUUGAGUAUGCGGGUGCUCCCCAGCAAGGACUUAUUAUAACUGAACCACUACCUACAGGAAGAGUGCAACAGAUAGAAUAUGAUGCGCCAAUUUCCAGAAAAGUAAACAUUGUGUUGGAUGAAAUAACGACAAGCCUGCAAGUAUGUGAAGCGAUUCUCCACGAUCAAGAAGGACAACUGGAUGAAACAGCAACACAUAAAACACAAGCAAGUUUCACACGCACAAGCACCAAGCUGAACAUGGCAGAACACGACAAAACAGAUAUUCGACAAGAUACAGACACAGAAGAAAUUCAAGAAAUAGUGACUAAUUUUAGGUCAGCGCCAGACGGUGCAGAGAGUAUAGCGAUAACAAAGAAAAGAACCAUCAUUAGAAAUAAAGUGAAAAAACAUGAUGAGGGAGAUAUCGUGAUAGAAGAAAUGCUAGAUGAAGAAACGAAACCAAUCGAACAAUCAAAAAGUCAAAUACAUAUAGAAGAAAUAGAAACUACUAGAGACGACAAUGAGAUGCAAUCUGAAGUCACCUUUGAAGAACUGGAAGCUCCGGAAAGAAUCACAGAAAAAUAUCCUGUACAUGAGCUUGAAGCUUCGGAGGAAACAGUCCCAGAACAGCCAAUACACACGGUAGAAGAACUUCCUGAAGAAGUUCAAAUAACACACGUUACAACAGACGAAGGCAAAAAGAAGAAAAUGGUAACCAAGAAGAGAGUCAUCAGAAAGCAAAAAGACGGAAAACAGCAGAGGACCGAAACAGUCACAGUUGAAGAAGAGGGUAAAGAACCUCAAACAACAGUUACUGUGCAAGAACUUGAAACUCCGAAGGAAGCAGUCCCGGAACUGCCAGUACACAUGGUUGAAGAACUUCCUGAAGAAGUUCAAAUAACACACGUUACAACAGACGAAGGCAAAAAGAAGAAGUUAGUUACCAGAAAGAGAGUCAUCAGAAAGCAAAGAGAUGGAAAACAGCAAAAGACCGAAAUAGUUACAGUUGAAGAAGAGGGUAGAGAACCUCAAACAACAAUUACUGUGCAAGAACUUGAAGCUUCCGAGGAAGCAGUUCCAGAACAGCCAGUACACAUGGUUGAAGAACUCCCUGAAAAAGUUCAAAUAACAUACGUUACAACAGACGAAGGCAAAAAGAAGAAAAUCGUUACCAGGAAGAGAGUCAUCAGAAAGGAAAAAGAUGGAAAACAGCAAAAGACCGAAAUAGUCACAGUUGAAGAAGAAGGUAGAGAACCUCAAACAACAGUUACUGUUCAAGAACUUGCAGCUCCGGAGGAAGAGGUCCCAGAACAGCCAGAACACAUGGUUGAAGAACUUCCUGAAGAAGUUCAAGUGACGCACAUUACAACAGACGAAGGCAAAAAGAAGAAAAUCGUAACCAAGAAGAGAGUCAUCAGAAAGCAAAAAGACGGAAAACAGCAGAAAACCGAAAUAAUCACAGUUGAAGAAGAGGGUAAAGAACCUCAAACAACAGUUACUGUGCAGGAACUUGAAGCUUCCGAGGAAGCAGUUCCAGAACAGCCAGUACACAUGGUUGAAGAACUUCCAGAAGAAGUUCAAGUAACACACGUUACAACAGACGAAGGCAAAAAGAAAAAAAUCGUAAUCAAGAAGAAAGUCAUCAGAAAGCAAAAAGACGGAAAACAGCAGAACACAGAAAUAGUCACAGUUGAAGAAGAGGGUACAGAACCCCAAACAACAAUUACUGUGCAGGAACUUGAAGCUUUGGAGGAAGCAGUCCCACAACAGCCAAUACACAUGGUUGAUGGAAAGCAGGAAAAAACAGAAAUGGUAAUGGUUGAAGAGGAAGGGAAGAAACCAGAGACAACAUUAACAAUUGAGGAAGUACCCGAAGAAGAAUUUUCAGGAAAGCCCAUAUUAACAGUUCAGGAAUUGCCUGAAGAGAUUCAAGUUUCUGAAGUGAUCAGAGAUGGAAAAACAAAGAAACAAAUUACCAAAAAACGUGUGAUCAAAAAAGAAAAAGAUGGAAAGCAAGAGAAAACAGAAAUAGUAACUGUUGAAGAAGAAGGAAAGAAACCAGAGACAACAGUAACAAUUGAGGAAGUACCCGAAGAUGAAUUUUCAGAAAAGCCCAUAUUUACAGUUCAGGAAUUGCCUGAAGAGAUUCAAGUUUCUGAAGUGAUCAGAGAUGGAAAGAUAAUGAAACGAAUUAUCAAAAAACGUGUGAUCAAAAAAGAAAAAGAUGGAAAGCAAGAGAAAACAGAAAUAAUAACUGUUGAAGAAGAAGGAAAGAAACCAGAAACAACAGUGGUAGUUGAAACAUCUGAAGAACCUGAAAAGAAAUUUUCAGAAGAACCCACAUUUACAGUUCAGGAAUUGCCUGAAGAGAUUCAAGUUUCUGAAGUGAUCAGAGAUGGAAAAACAAGGAAACGAAUUACCAAAAAACGUGUGAUCAAGAAAGAAAAAGAUGGAAAGCAGGAAAAAACAGAAAUAGUAACUAUUGAAGAGGAAGGAAGAAAACCAGAGACAACAGUAACAAUUGAGGAAGUACCCGAAGAUGAAUUUUCAGAAAAGCCCAUAUUUACAGUUCAGGAAUUGCCUGAAGAGAUUCAAGUUUCUGAAGUGAUCAGAGAUGGAAAGAUAAAGAAACGAAUUACCAAAAAACGUGUGAUCAAGAAAGAAAAAGACGGAAAGCAAGAAAAAACAGAAAUAGUAACUGUUGAAGAAGAAGGAAAGAAACCAGAGACAACAGUGGUAGUUGAAACAUCUGAAUUACCCGAAAAGGAAUUUCCAGAAGAACCCACAUUUACAGUUCAGGAAUUGCCUGAAGAGAUUCAAAUUUCUGAAAUGAUCAGAGAUGGAGAGACAAAAAAACGAGUUACGAAAAAACGUGUGAUCAAGAAAGAAAAAGAUGGAAUGCAGAUUGAGGAAAAAGAUAAUAACCAAGAAACAAUACAAACUAUUGAAGAAUAUAAGGAUAUAUCACAGGAAAAGGAGAGAAAGGAACAUGAGAAUAUCUUGUUCGUUCCAACUCUGGCGGAAACUCAGAUGGUGACACAAGAAGAUGUCUUGAAUUUACUGAAAAUGGAAAUGAUCAGAAAGGUAUUAUCACAUCCUCUACCUGAAUUGCCCAUAACAAUGAAUGUUCCUAUUGGAAAGUGCACUGUCGUGCUUGAAUUUCCGGAGGUUAUCAAGUCAUCAUUAACAUCCGAUGGAAAGAAAAAAACUAUAAUUAAACGUACUCUAAAGAGGCCCAACGGUGACAAAAAUGAAAUAAUCAGUAUUAUUAGCACCGAAGUUGAAGGUGAAGAACCUACCAGAGAUCUAAUCAUAGAAGAAACUAGGGAGAAAAUUAAUGAAACUCCAAUUGCAUCUCUGAUCGAAUUACCAGAAGACCUCGACGUUAUUGAAAUCAGUACUUUAGGUGAAACUCCUGUGAAAAAAAUAUCGAAGAAGAGAACAUUCCUCAAAAAAGUUGGGCCCAAAGUAGAAAUCACUGAAGUUAUCACAAUUCUGGAAGAUAAUAAGGAACCUCUGGAGAUAAUCAAUAUACACGAGUAUGAAGAUGAACCUAAACCUGCAGAAAACUUGGACAAGAAAGCUAUCCCAAAAAAGAGAAAUCAAAGAGAAGCGAAGGUUAUUGAAGUAAAACCCAGCCAUGCGUUAAUUGAAGAUGUAACUCAAGUGAGGUUGAAGAAGCCAAAAUCUCAAAAACCGAAACAAGACAAAGUCAAAUUCCCAAAAGUACGUUUAAUGAGCCGAAUUCGCUUCAUUUCAUUUCCGAUCGAAUCUGAAAAAAAGCAAAGUCUUGUCCUAACUGUACUUCCUCCCUAUAACAAGGACCAUGGUAUUUUGUCACGUAACGUUGAAGAGGCGAAGACAUUGCCAAAAAAGAAAUACAAAAAGUUCCAAGAUAUCGAAAUCGAUCAUCCUGAACUCGAAAAACUAGAAACAAUGGAUAAAGUUGGUCACAAUAAGGAUCAUGAUAUUAUUGACGAAGAGAAACACAAAAAAUUAACCAAAGAAUUGUCGAAGACUACUGAAAAACCACUAAAUAUCAUAACUGGUCAGGGAAAACUUUCAGAUUCACCAGAGAGAGAUGAAGUUAUAUCUUUGAAGUCAGUUCCGAGAAAAAUAAUUGGAGAUACAGAAUCUCUGCUCAAAAAAGUACCAGAAAGUACUGAAGAACAAUCCGACACACCAAAAAGAGAACAUACAGACGAGAUUGAAAAAAUUGAUUUCUCGCCUUAUGAUAUCGAUCGAGAAGAUGUCACUUUGGAGGAGUAUGAAAAACCGGAAUUGAAGACGAAAGAUAUUCCGAGGAAAACUACCCGAGGGAAAUACGUUAAGAAACCGAAGGCUAAACUUGAUGAAGAAAUCGACCAUAGAAAAUUGAUUCCAGGAAUUCCAAAAGAAAUAUCACAACCGGACGACACCGAGAUUUCAAGAAAAAUCAAACGUAAAGAUUUACCCGAAGAAUCUCCUGGAAGUAUCAAGUUGAAACCUUUCAAAAAACGAUCUGAAGAGAAACCUUCUUACAAAGUGCAAGAGGCAGAAGGUGUUCCAAUCAAGAUCGGAUGGGUGGUGUACGAGAUGCCAGAAGAAGUAAGAGAAUCUCAAGAGAUGACACCCGAAGGUCUUUUAGUAACAAAAACUCUCAAAAAGCGGGUGAUAAAAAAGAAACGGGGUCCAAACAGUGAAGUUACUACGAUAGAAACCCUAACGACAGAUAAUUCUGAACCAGUGAUCACCGUCAAAACCGAAAGUGUAGCUGAGGACUUCCAAAUCCCUCUCGAGGUCGCAGAGAUAAUUGAGCUCCCGGAAACGACAGAAGAAAUAGUUGAGUAUAGUAAGACUGGAAAAAAAAUUGUAAAGAAAGUCAAGAAACGAGUCUUCAGGAAGCCAGUCGAUGUUGGCUGUGAAGUCACUGAAAUCCUCACGCUCAGUGAAGAAGGAAAGAAACCAUUCGUUUUGGUCAACACUUACUUGGCCGAUAGUGAAGAUUAUCACGGCGAAGGCGACAUAGGCACGCUGCAAAUGGAAACUCCAAGUAAUGCAACAUCAGUUACACCAACCAUAACAACACAAAAUGCCACAAAAAUAAUAACAGAAGUGUACACAUUAGAAAAAACACAGGAAACAGGAUCCAAAAUUCCUAAGGUAGGAAAAGCGAAAGGAACUUUGGUACAUGAUAUACUGGAGUCCGUCAUGAUAGAAGAGGUUCAAACGCAGAAACCGAUCGAAAAACUGUUCAGACCAGAACCAGUAUUAGAAGAAGCUGCGUCAUACAUUGAGGAACUUCCCGAAGAUGUUCAAAUAAUAGAAACUUUGGAAGAAGGUGUUCCCAAAAAGACUACUAUAAAGAAGCGUGUAAUCAGAAGGCGUAAAGGAUCCAAGCAAGAAUCGACGGCAAUCACAACUGUCGAAAAAGAAGGAGAAAUUCCUUAUUCAACAGUAGCAAUAGAAGAGGUCGAAUUGCCUGAAGAAGUGUCAAUCGCUCCAGUUUUAGUAGAGGAACUACCAGAAGAAGUAACAGUUACGCAGGUUCAAACCAAUGAAGGCCCCAAAAAGAAAACCGUUCGAAGAAAGAAAUUCGUAAAGAGAAAGGGAAGCACUCAAGAGAUUACUGAAAUGGUAACCACAGAAGAAGAAGGAAAAGAACCUCAAUCUACGGUAACCAUCCACGAAACUGAAGUUUCCGAAGAUGUUGCACAAUUCGAGGAACCAAGUCUAGUGGAGGAAUUCCCAGAAGAAGUAACAGUGACCCAGGUCAACACUGAAGAGGGUCCCAAAAAGAAAAUUAUAAAGAAGAAAGUUAUUAAGAAACAAACAGGACACAAACAAGAAGCCACUGAAAUAUUAACUGUUGAAGAAGAGGGCAAAGAGCCACAGACAUCGAUUCAGGUUCAUGAAAUAGAAGAGCUCCCGGAAGAAAUACAAGUUAUAGAAACAAUUGAAGGUGGAGUUGCGAAGAAAACAAUAGUGAAGAGACGAACAAUCAAAAAACAAAAAGGGGGAAAACAACAAUCAACCGAAAUAGUAACCAUCGAAGAGGAAGGAAAGAAACCACAGUCCACUGUAAUCAUUGAAGAAAUUGACAAUACGGAAGAAGAAGUUCCUAAGGAGACACCCAUUAUUAAAGACGAUGAUAUCAAAAAACGAAUGGUCACAAAGAAAAUCAUAAAACAAAAGGGUAACAAGCAAGAAGAAACCAAAAUCCAUACGGUUGAAGAAGAGGGCAGAGAACCACAAACUACUGUGACCGUUGAGGAAAUAGAGCUACCGGAUGACGUCACAUCGACUUUCAUCGAAGAACUUCCUGAGGAAGUACAAGUUGUAGAAACUUCUGAACAAGGUAUUCCUAAGAAAACAACGAUAAGAAAGCGUAUCAUCAACAAACACCGGAAGGGUAAACAAGAAUUGACAGAAAUUGUAACAAUAGAGGAAGAAGGAAAAAAACCUCAGUCUACAGUAACCAUUCAAGAAAUCGAAAUUCCGGAAGAAAGAGUAAAGAAAAUCCCAGAGUUGAGUAAACCAGAAAAGCCUAUCAUAACUGAAGAGUCGCCAGAACAGAUAACAGUUACGGAAGUUCAGACUGAAGAAGGCCCUAAACAACGGGUUGUAAGAAAGAAAGUGAUCAAAAAGCAAGAGGGCAAUAAACAACAAUCCAGAGAAAUCGUCACAGUUGAAGAGGAUGGCCAGAUGCCACAAACUACAGUAAUUGUACAAGAACUCGAAGAACUUCCCGAAGAGGUCCAGGUACUUGAAACUUUGGAACACGGUGUCCCGAAGAAAACUACAAUAAGAAAACGGGUAAUAAAAAGGACUAAAGGUGAUAAACUGGAAUCCGCUGAGAUACUGACGAUAGAAGAAGAGGGAAAGAAACCUAUGUCUACGGUAACAAUUGAAGAAAUUAAUAAUCCUGAAGAAAAAAUUGAAGAUAUUCCUGAAAGUUUACCUAAAGUUCGAAAAAUCAAACAAAAAUUGCCGGAACAAGUAACUGUGACCAAAGUUGAAUCGUUUAUGGAGGAACUACCAGAAGAAAUUCAGAUUAUAGAGACAAUGAAGGACGAUGUUCCUAAAAAAGUUACCAUCAAAAAAAGGGUACUAAGGAAACGGAAAGGUAGAAAACAAGAAUCCACCGAAAUACUAACAGUUGAAGAAGAAGGAAAAGAACCUCAAACUACUGUUAUCAUUCAAGAAACUGAAAUACCACAAGACGUACAAAUACCAAUAUCUGAAGGAAUCACUCUUGUAGAAGAGUUGCCAGAAGAGGUUACAGUAAGAGAAGUAGUUACUGAAGAAGGACCCAAGAAGCAAACCAUUAGGAAGAGGACUAUACGAAAACAGAAAGGAACCAAACAAGAGGCUACUGAAAUUCUCAUCGUUGAAGAAGAAGGAAAAGAACCUCAUACCACUGUGACGGUACUUGAAAUAGAAAAACCAAAACCAGAGGAGACAGAGGAGAGAGUAGAGGAGACGCAAGAAGAACCAAGGAAACCAACCACGAAGAAAAAACCGAAACGUAAAGUAAAACCUGAAAAAGACGAACCAAAACUUAUUACAGAUGAUAAUAUACUAUUUAUACCAACUCUGGCUGAAAAAAAGGAGCAGUCGGAGGAUGUUAUAGAUUUGGUACAAAUAGAGCUCCUGAAAAAGGCCUUGGCAUUACCUACACCAAUAACUGGCAAAAAAGAAGAAGAAUAUAUACCCCAGUAUGCAGAAGAACUGCCAGAGUAUGUCCAGAUCAUCGAGUCGCAAACUGAAGAUGGUAAACCAGAAGAAAUUGUAAUAAGGAAAAGGAUAAUUAAGAAGCGAAAAGGACAAAAAGAAGAAGUUACGGAAAUUUGCACAGUUGAAAGAGAAGGUAAAAAACCAGAAACAACUGUAGUCACAGAAGAAAUAGACAUCACAGAAUCUCAUAUACGCGAAGAAAUACCAUCUGUAACGCUUGUAGAAGAGGUACCAGAGGAGAUAGAAAUUAUUGAGAAACCAACGGAAAGAGGGCCAAAAACAGUGAUAAUACGGAAAAAGGUAAUCAAGAAACGCAGAGGAAGUAAGCAAGAAAAUACUGAAAUAAUAACUCGAGAAGAAGAAGGCGAACUUCCGCAAACGUCUGUAGUUAUUGAGGAAAUUGAUGUUAGUGAAAAUGAGCUACAGAAAGAAGAACCAAUUUACAUAGAAGAACUACCAGAAGAUAUCAAACUUAUUGAGGAAAUCACUCCAAAGGGUCCAAAACAGAAAAAAGUGAAGCAAAGAAUCAUCAAGAAACGGAGAGGAAGCAAGCAAGAAACCACCACUAUAUGUACUGUGGAAGAAGAAGGUAGAGAACCUGAAACCUCAGUAGUAAUAGAGGAAGUAGAUGUACCUAUCAUUGAAAAAAUGUCAACAAAAAUACCCGAAAUAAUUGUUGAAGAGCUACCCACCGAAAUCCAAGUCUUCGAAGAGCCAGACGAAAACGGCAAACCAACCAAAAAAGUUGUUGAAAAACGAACUAUGAAAAAGCGCAAGGACAAAGGUGGAGAAAUAAUAAAAAUCGUCACAGUGGCAGAAGAAAACAAACAACCAGAAAGCUCGGUAACAAUAGAAGAAAUUGAUGAUGAAAAUUUCAUCACAGAAAUUCCUUCAACAGAGCCAGUUUACAUCGAGGAACUACCUGAAGAGGUGAAGAUCAUUGAACAUGUUCCUAAAGAGGGAAGUCCAACAAAACAGGUGAUCAAAAAGAAAGUAAUCAAAAAGAGGCAGGGCAAAAAGGAGAAAUCAACGGAAAUUUUGACAGUUCAGGAAGAAGGAAAACUGCCGAAAACGACAGUUGUUGUAGAGGAGCGAGAAAUUCCUACGGAUGUACUUGAAGAAAUACCAUCACACAAGAGUUUCAUUCCUGUUUACAUAGAAGAGUUACCUGAGGAAAUCACAAUAACGGAGUCGGAUGUUCUAGAAGGACAACCCGAACGUAUAAUCAGAAAGCGAACUUUCAAGAAACCGAAAGGAAACACUGAUGAGAUAAUACAGAUUAUUACUGUUGAAGAAGAGGGUAAAAAGCCAGAAACAAGUGUGGUUAUUGAAACCGAGUCAAUACCCGAGAAACCUAAAAUAAAGAAAAUGAAGAAGAAAAAGACGAAGGACAAGCCUGAGCUUCCAGAUGACGAAACUAUUGAAUCUGAAAAACCUAUAAAGAAAGAAGUGGAGAAGAAAGAAAAACUAAGACGAGAGAUAUCUGUUUUGAUGCCACUUGAGCGAAAAGAAAUCAAACCUCAGAAAGUGAAAAUUGUAGACAGUAAGUCCGUACCUAAUCUAGCUGAAGUCAAACUUCGUAAGCUGAAGAUACCUCAGAAGAAAGAGGAUCGUGUGAAAUUACCCAAAUUUUUACUGAAAAGCAGAAUAAAAUUCAUAGAUUUUCCCCCUCUGAACGAGAAAGAAAAAUUGCCCAGGAUUUCGUUCCUCGAACCCGUGUACAGAGAUAAUGGAGUACUCUCGAGGAAUGUACAAGAAGCCCAAAAAGUACCCAAAACCAAGAAACGUCGAUUGAAAGACAAAGAUCUUAAAUUGCCGGAUCUGGAAAAAUUCGAUCUUGAACUAGAAGAACUGAAGAAAAACAGACUGGAAAAAGUUGAUUUAGAUUUUAAAGUAGAGAAAAAGCCAAAAGAAAAACCAAUACCAGAAGAAAUACCAAAGAAAAUUAUUCCGAAAAAAGGAAAAAUUCCCGAAGAAAGUAACACUGAAGAGGAAGUAAAGCUGAAAUCGGUUCCGCAAAAGCCAGUGGAAGAUUUUGAAAAACCCAAAAAGCUGGAGAAAAUUGAAAUAAAAGUCGACAGCAAAAAGAAACCAGAAAAAGAAGAAGGGCCAACAGAUAAAAUCGAGUUCAAACCUUACGAUAUCGAUAGAGAGUCUCCUACUAAAGUCAAAUACGAACCUAGCAUAACUGAUGAAGUUGAAGACAAAAUUUCAGAGCCUGAGAAGAUAAAAGUUUCCAAAAAGAAGAAAGUGAAGCCAAUGCUAGAGAAAGAUGAAAUUACAAUCAUCAAAGGGAAACCGAGCCCUGAUAUCGUGGAGGAAGAUGAAGAUAUUAAGCUGAAAUACAAGCAGAAACCAAAGGAAGAAGAAACGCCAGAAGGUAUCACUUUGAAACCGUUCAAGAAGGAUGUUAGUGAAAUUCGCUUAGAAACUACCACGGAGGAUAAGCUGAAAUUAGCUGAAAUUCCCACAACGAUCGGAGAUACCGAAAUACCUGAACCAACCGAAGGAAAACCAUCGAAAAAGAAAAAGAUUGUGAAGAAAAUAAAACGCGUAGAAAGUACCCCAGCGGAAAUUGCGGAAGAUGUAAUUCAGGAGCCUAUAGAAUCACAGGAAAAAAUAUCGGAAGAAACAAUUGCAGAAAAAGAUGAAAUUCCAGUUAUUGAAGAAGCCGUUCCAACCGAGCCAGAGGAGACUGAAGAAAUAUCAAAGAAACCAGAAGAACCAGAUGAGAAACAAGAAGUUUCAGAGUCAAUAACAAUCGAGAAAAAAAUCAUAAAAAGAAAAAAGAAAAUUCCUAAAGAGGUUACGAAGAAAAAGCCUGAAGAAGAAGUUCUCAUAGAAGAAAUAGGAAAGUCAGAUACUUCUGCAACGGAAAAACCUGAAAUAGACGAAAAACCUCAGCUGAUGGUGGCGGUGGCUGAUGAAAAACCAUCGACGGAACAGCAUGCGAUCAUCACACCUCUUGAAAAACCUGUCAAACUGGCAGAUAUUAAACUGAAGAAGCUAAAAAUACCAGAAAGAAAAGACUCAAAGGUCUCCAAGCUACCCAAAUUUCUACUCAAGAGCCGAAUAGUUCGUCUUCCAUUUCCACCUGAGACAGAAUCGGAAAAACUUCCGAUCAUCAAGGAACUCCCUCCAGUUUACAGAGAAAACGGAGUCCUUUCAAGAAACGUUCAAGAAGCUGAAAAAGUUCCCAAGAAAAAGCGUAUCCGUGUCAAGCAUGUCGACAAAGAACUCAAAGAUCUCGAAAAGUUAGAUAUAGAACUAGAGGAAUUGAAGAAACGGGAACUGGAAAAAGUCGACGAUGAAUAUAGAUAUGCGAAGGCUCCCAAAGAAAAACCAAAAGAAACGGACGAAGUCCAGAAAAUAAAAAUAGGAAAGGGAAAAGUGCCUGAAGUCAAAGAAGAGGAUGAAGUGAUCAAACUGAAAAAAGUUCCUGAGAAUAAAAUUGGCAUAUCUGAACCUGAAGAAUUACAAGCAGAAAAAGCAAUUGAGCCUGAGAAAGUCCCAUCUGAAACUAAGGAAGACUUUGCGGAGAAAUUAGAAUCCUUCAAGGAAGAUGACUUACAGGACCAUGUGCCAGAAAAAGCAAUAUUUGAACCUUCAGAAAUUGUACAAGAAGAAAAGCUCGUUGAGGAUGAAAAGAAGCCAUCCAAACCCAAAAAACUGAAGAAGAAGCCCGAACCCGAGACAGCUAAAACCACUCUAGAGAAGGGUGUAGGUAAACCGAAAGAAAAAGAAGAUGAACCUACAAUAACACUGAAAUAUAAACAGAAAGAUAAACCUGAAGAUAUACCUGACAAAACUGAACUGAAGCCAUUCAUCAAAAAAGAAGAAAUUGAUGAACAAGUAACACAAGAGGAAACCACCGAAUUCCAAGAAGGCGUCGUUGUAAAAGAUUCAGAUAUAAAUAUCACUACCAAAGUAAAGAAAAUGAAGAAGAAAAUCAAGAAACCCAAGCCUGAGGAUCUAAAAGAAGUUUCACCUUCUGAAGACAUGGUGGUACAGGAUAUUCCGGAUGAAAUAAAAGAAGAUAAGCCUAAACCAGAAGUCAUAGAAGUGAAAAAUCUAGAAGUUGCGCCUAAAGAUAAUCUGAAAGAACCCAAUGAAAUUCCAAGGCCUGAAUCACCAGAAAAACCUCAAUUGCCCGUAAGCCAGACGAAAGAAAUAAUCGAAGAUGUGACCAAGACCAAAACAAUCAAAAAGAAGAAAGCACCUCAAUUCGAUGAAUCCAAAAUCGACGAAACCAAAACAACGCCGAAAGAAAAACCUCUAUUAUCGCUUAUCGAGCAUAUUCCUGUCAACAAACCGCAGAGACCUAUUAUCACUGAAAAUAUUCCUGAAUUCGCUGAAGUAAAACUGAAGAAACCCAAAGUGGUCAAAAAGGAAACCAUUAUCAGUACUAAAGUACCAAAAAUAAUGCUGAAAAGCCGAAUCAAAUUUGAAGAUUUCCCACCGCUUACAGAAAAAGAGCAACAUGCCAAAAUCACAGAGUUAGCCCCGUUAUAUAGAGACAAUGGUAUACUCUCCCGAAAUGUUGAGGAAGCAGAGACAGUGAAACCAAAACGUAAAAAACUUGUUAAGAGAAUCAAAGAACUCGAAAAGCUUGACAAGGAAUUCGAAGAACUCAAAAAAGCUGAACCCGAAAAGGUAGACAGCGAAUACAGAAAAAAACCAUUGAAACCUAAAAAAGGAAAACCAGUUCUCAUGAAAAUAGUGAGAGUAGAAGUAAUUGCACAAAAACCAAAAAUUGUAGAAAUUGUCUCUGAAAAAAUCAACCUUGCAGAUAUUAAACUCAAAACACCAAAGAUGAAAGCCAAAAAAGAAGAAGAAACUGUUAAGAUUCCGAAACUCAAACUGAAGAGCAGAAUCAACUUUAUUGAUUUUCCACCUUUAACAGAGAUUAUGCAAAAACCACAAAUCACAGAACUGAAUACAAUCCGAGAUAAAGGAGUGCUAUCUAGAAAUAUAGAAGAGGCUGGGAAAAUAAAAAAGCCGAAGCGCAGAAAGCUCAAAGAUGAAAAGCAUGUGACUCCAGAACUCGAAAAAGUUGAUUUGGAAAUUGAAGAUACCGAAAAGCCCAAACCGGAACAAAAGGAUGAAGCUCCGAAAUUCAAGAGAAUGCCUAAAGAUGUUACCGAGAUUGAAAAGGAAGAAAUAAAACCGAUCAAAAUAGGAAAAGGAAAAAUACCAGAGGAAAUAGAAAAAGUUGACGAACCAAUGAAACUCAAAAAAAUUACCCAAAAACCGUUAGAAGAAAAGGAAGAAGAAACUGUUAAAUCGAAACCAAAACCAGAAAAAGAAGAAGCUGUACCUUCUGAUAAAGUCCCAACUACAGAAGAACACAUCAAAUUUGAACCUUUUGAUCUAGUUCGAGAAGAACCAGAGAAAAUCGAAUACUCACCUCCUGAAGGUGAGAAAGGUGAAGAAAAGGAAAAACCCGAACCCAAAACAAAGUAUGUGAAGAAGAAGAAGAUAAAACCUAGUCCUGAAGUGGAAGAGACGGUUUUAGUAAAAGGGGUACCAAAACCACCUAAGGAAGAAGAGGAUGUGGAUGUAAAAUUCAAGAUACCUAGAAAAGAUAAACCGGAAGGUGAACCAGAAGGUAUUAAACUCAAACCAUUCAAGAAAAUGGAAGAAAGAGAAGAAAUGAAGGUUCUAGUUGAAGAAAUCGAAAAACCCACCCAAAAGGUAAUUUAUAUUAAACCAGAUUCCGAGGAAGAAACUACGGAGGUUCCAGAAGGAGAAACCAAAAAGAUUGUGAAGAAGAAAAAGAAAAUUAUCAAAAAACCGCUCGCUGAUGAGAACAAACCGGGAGAAGAAAUAAAACCCAAAGAAGAACUUGAAACGAAACCAGUUGAGAAGGAAGAAAAAGUUGUAGUCGAAGUCAGCUCACCAAUGAGAACUGAAACAAUAGAAGUUGAAAUUAAACCAUUCGAAAAAAUAGAGGAUGAAAGCCCUGAAAUGAAGGUUCGAAUUGAAGAGGUUGAAAAACCUACUCAAACUGUGAUUUAUAUUAAACCAGAGUCUGAAGAAGAUGGUAUGGAAGAAACAAAAGAAGAGACAACCAGGAAGAUUGUAAAGAAGAAGAAAAUCAUCACUAAACAGAAGACCCCAGAAGAAGAAACAAAAACCAAUGAAAGUGGUGAACCAAUACAAGUUGAGGAGGAAGAGAUAACUGAUAUCAAGCCCGAAAUACCAACCAAAGUUGAACCAAAAGAUGAACCUGAAGAACUCAAACUGAAACCGUUUAAGAAAACUGAAGAAAAUGGGGAAAUAAAGGUUCGAGUUGAAGAAAUAGAAAAGCCUGCUCAAACGGUAAUGUAUAUCAAACCAGAGUCAGAAGAAAAGGAUGAGGAAGAGAUAAAAGAAGAAAUAAUCAAAAAGAAAGUAAAGACGAAAAAGAAAAUCAUUGCAAAACCACCCACUGACGAAGAAAAUAGGCCUGAAGAAGAAAUAACUUCCAAGAAAGAGGAUGAAGCCAUACUAGUCGAGGAGGAAGAGCAAAGCAAAGAUGAACCAACAGGUGAACUUAAAGAAAUUAAACGGAAACCUGUCGAUAAAGUAGAUGAUGAUAAAAAACCAGAAAUGAAGAUACGAGUCGAGGAAAUAGACAAACCUACUCAAACGGUAAUUUAUAUUAAACCAGAAUCUGAUAAAGAUGAAGAGGAACAUGCAGAAGUAACCAAGAAGAUUGUGAAAAAAAAGAAAAUUAUCAAAAAACCUAGAACUGCUGAACAAAAACCAGAAGAGGAAAAACAAUCCGAAGAAGAAAUUGAAGAGAUAAGCGAAUUACUCCAGGAAGAAAAGAAACCUGAAAAAGCACCAGAAGAUACAUCAUUAGAAGAAAAGAUUUCAGAACUCAAACCAUCGAUGGAUGAAAAAAUAAUGAACGAAGAACAAAUUCCUGAUGUCGUUAAGUUAGAAGAAGUACCAGUGAAAAAGCCCAAAAAGCCAGUUAAACCAAAAUCUGAGGUGAAAAUGCCCAAAUUCAAACUGAAGAGUCGAAUAAACUACAUCGAGUUUCCACCAACUACAGAAAUAAUGCAGACAUCAAAAGUUACACUGUUAGAUACAAAACGUGAUAAUGGAGUUAUUUCUAGGAACGUUAAAGAAGCCGAAAAAGUUAUAAAAACCAAACGGAGGAAGCUGAAGGAUGUGGACAAGGGACUCCAAGAUCUAGAAAAAUUAGAUCAAGAAUUCGAAGAACUGAAGAAAACCCAGCCUGAGAAAGUUGACGAAGCUUUCAAGUAUGAGAGAAAGCCAAAGCAAAAGCCAGAGGAUGUUGAGGAAACCACAGUCCCUCUAAAACGAGGAAAAGGUAAAGCGCCCGAUGAAAAAGAUGAAGAAGAAGUUGUUAAACUUAAAAAGGCACCAACUAAGGAAACCGACACACUACCAGAGGACGUUGUCAAGGAGAAGUCUGUAAAAGAUGACGAAGCUAAAGUAAGAGGGAAAAAACCAACAGAAAAAUCCGAUGUUCCGCCAUUUGAUUCUUUCGAUCUAGAGAGAGACAUUCCUGAUAAAACAGAACUAGAGCUGACACAAAUAGAAGAGAUCGACAAAGAUACGCAUGAAAAACCCAAGUCCAAGUACAAACCUAAGAAAAAAGAAAUAAUUCCCCCGGAAACAAUUGAAACUACACUCGAGAAAGGUAAACCAAAGGAUAUGACAGAGAAAGAAACUGAUGAUAUGAAACUACGAAUUCCUUCAAAAGACAAGCCCGAAGAGGAGCCUGGAGAAAUAACUCUGAAACCAUUCAAAAAAUCUGAAGAUGAAAUCGACCAAAAGACUGAAGAAGAACUACCGCAAAAACCUCUCACAGGAAGAGAAACCAGUCCAAAAACAGACGCCUAUGUGGAGAAACAGAAGAAAAAAUCAACCAAAGUCAAAAAAGAACGAAAACCAAAAGAGGAAACUCCUGAAGAGAUAUCACAACCUCUGGAUAUUUCAAUGGAUACCGUUGUUAUGAAACAGAAAAAGUCGGUUGAACCAACAGAAGAAGAACAAGUAACUGUCGUAUCAUUCAAACCAAAACCAGAAGAAACAGAAACUAUUAAAGAAGAUAUCAUUAUUGACAAACACGUACCAGCUCCUACAGAAAUUUCUGAAAUUACUGCUGAAGCUGAAAUUGUCUUGGAACCACUUAUCGAAAAACCACAAGAAAUAGAGGAAGUGGUCAAGAAACAAAAGAAAAUAAAGAAAACGAAACCUGAAGCACCAAAAUCUCCUAAGGAAGUAACAGAAGUACCCGAGGUUUCCAAAAAGGAUUCUGAAGAAUUCCCUACUGAAAAAUUGACAGAGAACGGGACAGUUGUAGAAGAUGCCCAUGUUGUAGAAGUUACCGUCAAAGAUAAACCAAAGCCCAUCGAAGAACUCCAAGAUGAAGUUUCUAUGAAAGAGGAAAAAUUACCCGACCACGAAAAACUUGAACCUGAAGAAGAACACAAAGAGAAAAUUGAAAAAGUCAAAAAACUUUCGCCAGAAAAAAUUUUCGAAAAAAAACCUGAGAAGACAGAGAUUGAAGAGAAGUCCGGAGUUGAAGAUGGAAAAAAAAUUGUCAUAAAACCACCUACUGAAGACAAAGAAGAAGUGACUGUCAAAAAACCUAGAAAGAAACCUCAAGUGGAAGAAGAAUGUGAAAGUGAAAUCGCAAUAAAGAGAUUUGUUCCCGAUAAGGAAGAUGAGGUAGCAGUAACUCUGAAGAAACCUAUAGAUCAACCACGAAUAGAGGAUGAAGAAGAGGUCGAAGUAACAGUAAAGAAGGUCAUUCCAAUAAAAGAGAGCGAAACUGAGAAAGUGGACUUUAAACCUCCCACUGAAGAGAAGGUCGAAGUAACAAUCAAAAAGCCCAAAAAGGAACCUCAAGUACAAGAUGAAGCCGAGGCUGAAAUUACGGUCACAGAAAAUAAAGAAGUAAUCAUUAAACCACCAGUUGAAGAUAAGGAGGAAGUUUCCAUCAAAAAACCCAAGAAUGAACCUCAAAAAGAAGAUGAAGGUGAAGCAGAAAUAACAAUCAGGAAAGUCGUGCCUGUGGAGGAUGACAAAGAAUUAAUUGUAAAACCAGCAGUUGAGGAACAGACAGAAGAACCUAUUAAGAAGUCAAAAGAAAAACCACAAGAAGAAGAUGAAGGUGAGGAUGAAGUCACGGUGAAAAAAUUGAUUCCUGUUGAAGAUGAUAAAGAGGAAGAAGUUACCAUUAGACCUCCCGUCGAAGAAGAAUCGAAGGUAACUAUCAAAAAACCUAAAAAGAAACCACAAGUAGAAGACGAGGGUAGAGCUGAAGUUACAGUGAAGAAAAUAAUUCCUGGAGAUGAUGAUGAGAAAGAACUUACCAUUAAACCUCCCGCUGAAGAAGAAGCUAAGGUCACUAUCAAGAAGCCUAAGAAGAAACCCCAAACAGAAGACGAGGAUGGAGCGGAAGUUACUGUGAAGAAAUUGAUUUCUGUUGAAGAAAUUUCAAAACCUUUCGUUGAAGAAGAAGCAGAAGUUACUAUCAAGAAACCUAAGAAGAAACCUGAAAUAGAAGAUGAAGGUGAAGCUGAAGUCACAAUAAAGAAGUUUACUCCUAUUGAAGAUGAUAAAGAAACUGUAGAAGAAGCAGAGGUUACCGUUAAAAAACCUAGAGAAAAACCUCAAGUAGAAGAUGAAGGUGAAGCUGAAGUUACAGUAAUAAAAUUAAUUCCUGUUAAAGAUGACGAAGAGGAAGUUACCAUAAAACCCCCUGUUGAAGAAGAAGAAGUAACUAUCAAGAAACCUAAGAAGAAACCUGAAAUAGAAGAUGAAGGUGAAGCUGAAGUCACAAUAAAGAAGUUUACUCCUAUUAAAGAUGAUAAAGAAGUUGAAGAAGAAGCAGAGGUUACCAUUAAAAAACCUAGAGAGAAACCUCAACUAGAAGAUGAAGGUGAAGCUGAAGUUAUAGUGAAGAAAUUUAUUCCUAUUAAAGAUGAUAAAGAAGAAGCUGCAGAAGAAGCAGAUAUUACAAUUAAAAAACAUAGGGAGAAACCUCAAGUAGAAGAUGAAGGCCAAGCUGAAGUUACAGUAACAAAAUUAAUUCCUGUUAAAGAUGACAAAGAAGAGGAAGACACCAUAAAACUCCCUAAUGAAGAAGAAACCAAAGUAUCUAUUACGAAGCCCAAAAAGAAACCUCGAAUAGAAGACCAAAAUGAUGCUGAAGUAACAAUUAAUAAAUUCGUCCCAGUGGAAGAGGAUGAAGAAAUUGUCGUUAAAGAAAUGACUAUCAAGAAACCGAAGAAGAAACCUGAAACGAAAGAUGAUAGUGUGGCUGAGUUUACAGUAAAAAAAUUUACUCCAUCUGAAGACGAUACAGAAGAGAUGAUAACUAAACCUCCUAUGGAGGAUGAAACAAGACUGACAGUGAAAAAGCCAAAAGAAAAAACAAAAUCCGAAGAUGGAGAUGAAGCUGAAGUGACAGUUAGAAAGUUUGUUCCGAUAGAAGAUGAAGAGGAAGUGAUCGUACCAAAGCCUGAAGAACCAGAGGUAACAGAAGAAACACAAAUAACAGUGAAAAAACCGAAAUCGAAAAAGAAACCAAAAGCCAGUACAGAAGAUAGUGUCAAAGUAACUAUCAAGAAAACAGAACCGACACCGGAGACCAAGGAAGAUACAGAAAUCCAGCUUAAAAUCAAGUCCGAAAAACCUGCGGAAGAAGAAGUUGAUGAAAUCACAGUCAAAAAACUUGAUAUAAAAGUGCCAUCUGACGAUGAGGAAGCAGAAUUUGAAUUGAAGAAGCCUCAAAAGGCUUCCGAAGAAGACGAAGAAGUUAUUUUUAGAAAAGACAAGAAGCCAGAUCAAGAAACGGUUCAAUUCACCGCGAAGAAACCUCUUACCAGGAAACCUUCUAUCGAGGAACAUUCUGAAGAGAUUACAAUUAAAAAAUUGAAACCAGUGAGAAAACCGUCUAAGCCCGAUAUUCCUGAAUUUACCGAAGUAGAAACGGUCACUUUCAGACCGAGGACGACCAAAACAAAAGAAGAUGUCGAACAGGAAUUCAAGAUAUCGCUGGAUUCAUACGCUGAAGAAGAGAUAUCUCUCUCAACUAGGGUAAAAUUGAAGAAACAAAAGCCCCUUACUUAUUCCGAAGAAGCGGCAGAGGAUACUGUUAAAAUAACUCAAGAAGUUGAAGAAGAAGGUCCUACUAUAGAGGAAAUAAUAGACGAAGGAAGUGAUGCUGAAGAGCUUCCCCUUGACGAAGAUGAAGUUUCGGAAAGCUUCCACGUAGCAUUCAAACGAAGACCGUCCAGGAAGUACUCAGUAGUCGAAGAAAAUGAGGAAGAAGUUAGUCUGAAAACUCCAGUUAAACAAGUCGAGUACGGAGAAGAAUAUGUUACAGUGAAACCAAAAAGGAAGGAAUCCGUCACUUUUGAACAAGAAGCCGUCACACUGAGCAUCACGAAAGAAAAAGAGAUUUUCGAAGAAGUCGUUCACGAGGAGGAAGUUGAGACCGGAGAUCUGUUUUAUUCAAUCACCUUUUACGAGGCGGAAGCAGAUCAAGCAAUCGAUAUGGUUGAAGGCGAGAAGGUAUAUGUGAUCGAAACGCCAGACGCAGACUGGUGGCUAGUGAAGAAGCAUCUAACCGAAGAAACUGGCUGGGUGCCUGCCAAAAUUCUCAUGAGUGAACCAGCAUAUACCAAAUACGUUCAAAGAAAACUCAACGAGAAAAUUGAUAAGCUACCAGUUUUUGAAAAAUCAAAGUCGCCUGAGAAAGCCGCAGCUCCCAAAUUCGUCAAGAAGCUACAACCCGUAAUCACACCCGAUGGAUACACCGUUCACUUUGAGUGCAAAGUCGAAGGUUUCCCUAGACCUCAAAUCACUUGGUUCAGGCAAACCCACAUCAUCAAAACAUCCACGGACUUCCAAAUGUACUACGACGAAGACAACGUAGCUACACUCAUAAUAAAGGAAGUUUUUCCGGAAGACGCUGGUACCUUCACUUGCGUCGCCAAAAAUUCAGCUGGGUUCGCUUCUAGCACUACAGAGCUCAUAGUAGAGUAUCCCUUGUCGUCGCACGGUUCUGAUUUGACGACAAUUUCAAGGAAAAGUUUAUCCCGAACCUCAUCCCUCGCGGACAUACUCGAAGGCAUUCCACCUACCUUCGCUACCAAGCCAGAACCCCAAUGUGUUCCAGAAGGAACAGACGUCGUGGUUGACAGCACUCUAGUCGGGGUACCUGAACCAGAAAUCAAAUGGUACAGAAACGGUAAACGAGUCAGCGCAAAGGGUAACGUCACGAUAGUGUCCACUUCAGAAACGCACACUUAUAAGACAAUACUGAAAAUUAAGAAGGUCCUCAAGAAACAAGAAGGUCACUAUAAGAUCGUUGCUAAGAACAGAGAAGGAGAAGCUUCUGUUGAGUUCACUCUGAAGGUAUUCACAGACGAGAAAGAAGGGCCGGAAGUCAUAGAACCACUCACAUCUCUCACAGUGAGGAAGAGUGAGACAAUAACUCUCAAAACUGUCAUUGUGGGUAACCCGGAACCAAACGUGGAAUGGUUCAAAAACGAUCAACCUAUAACAAGGCCAAAACCAAAGAAGGAAGGACACACCUACAAGUUAACCAUUAUAAAAACUUCCGAAAACGAUACGGCUAAGUACACUGUCAAAGCCAAGAAUCCAGUAGGUAUUGCUGAAACAUCCGCACACUUGACAGUUGAAGAAUUCCCAGAAAACGAAGAACCUCCACUCUUUAUUAAACGAUUCGAGGAGCAAAACGUACCGGAGAAGAGCCCCUUGGUCCUGAGAGCGAAGGUUACAGGCAACCCCACCCCAGAAGUCUAUUGGUUACGUAACAACGAGCCUCUGGAGUCUUCAGAAAGAAUAAGAAUUAUUUACGAUGGCGAAAACGUAGAGCUGUCGAUAAAAGAAACCAACUCCGAACUAGACACCGGUGAUUACAAGUGCGUUGCCAUCAACCGUCUUGGUAAAGCUUCGCACGGUGCUAAAGUUUCAAUCGAGGUCGACACCGUCAAGUUUACGAAAACCCUUAAGGAGGUCUACGAAACUUCAGAACGUGAAACCAUCGAGCUUGAGUGCGAGACAUCGCACUCUGUUAGGACAAAAUGGUGGUACAACAACACCGAGAUCAGCGGAAUGGAUCACAGAGUUGUGGUUCAAGAUGGUCGCACUCACAAACUGCUCAUUAAAAAUAUCAGCCAGAACGACGAAGGUCGGUACAAAUGUACUGUGAAAAACCAGAAGACCGAAACUACCGUCAACGUCAAGCAGAGAAAGCUGGAAUUCGUCAGGAGGUUGCAGGACCUAGAGAUAACAGAGAAAGACACCGCCAUUUUAGAGGUUGAGAUCACAUCAGAUACGGCUGAAGUCAAAUGGUGCAAAGACGGAGCAGUUCUGGAAGAUACUGAUAAGUUUGAAGUGGAGAGCAGAGGAGGUGUGAGAAAACUUCUUAUACGCAGUACCUCUAUCCACGAUGAGGGUGAAUAUACUUGCAUACUAGCUGACGAUGAGUGUAAAGCAGAGGUUGUGGUCAUUGAACUUCCACCAGAGAUCAUCACACCACUCCAGGAUAAGACUGUCAAUAAAGGUGAUAAGACUGUUUUCGAAAUCGAGCUAUCCAAGGGUGAUGCUCUUGCAAGGUGGUACAAGGAUGGCAAAGAAAUACAGUUCUCUGAGCACAUGCAACUGUCCAUCGAUGGUAAGAGGCAGAAAUUGAAAAUCUACAACACCGAACCGGAAGAUGAAGGCGUAUACUCUUGCGAGGUCGGUACCCAAUCGUCAAAAGCAAGACUCACGGUACAAGUUCCAUCGUGUACUUUCAUCAGACCUCUACCAGAAUUUAUCAUCGUUCCAAUUAACACGGAUGCCGUAUUCGAAGUAGAACUGUCGAAAGAUGACGUAGAGGUGACCUGGUUCAAAAACAACAAACGUAUCGUGAAAUCGUCAAGAUACUCCAUACACGAAGAACAAAGAGUGAGGAAAUUGAUAGUUCACAACACCACCUUUGAGGAUGAGUUAGAGUAUAGCUGUACAGUUGAGAAGUAUCAACUCAAGACGUCAUCUAAGUUGAAGAUUGGCGACAAACCAUCUCCUCCACGAGGUCCACUGGAGGUAUCCGGAAUGUCAGACACUUCAUUCACCAUUGAAUGGCAACCUUCAGAAAGCGACGGUGGUUCUCCCAUCAUUGAGUACAUCGUCGAAAUGAAAGAAACAAAAUCCAAGAAAUCGUUCAAGAAACUCGGAUCCACAAAGGCAGACGACACGAAUAUUCCUGUCAACUAUUUGGAAAAGGGCCACGAAUACAGUUUCAGAAUCACUUCUAGGAAUGCCAUAGGCAUUAGCGAGCCAUUCUUACCAGAGGAAAGCAUCAUAGCAGGCUCAAGGCUAAGAAUUCAUUAUCAGUUUGAAAAGACCGAUGAAACGCUGUACUGUCUACUAGGAAUAUUCCCCCCAGCAAAAUUGGGAAUAAAUACUCCACCUUCACCACCAAUCAAUUUGAAAAUAAAGGACCUAACCAGUCGAAGUGCCACCCUUACAUGGGAACCACCGCUAAACAAUGGCGGUACAGAAAUAACAGGAUACAUAAUUGAAAAGAAAUUGGAAUACAUGCCGAAAUGGGAGAAAGUGUACACACUGGAGGCUUUCUCUUUAGAAUAUACAUUCGAAAACCUCAAAGAAAAAAGUGACUACAUCUUCAGGGUCUACGCUGAAAAUUCGGUAGGAUUAAGUCCGCCCGCUACUUCUGAAGUCGUGCACAUGAGAACCCUAGCCACUGUCCCGUCCCCUCCAACUCCUCCCCUAGAGAUAAGGACAAUAGGGCCGAACGCCAUUGUCAUCGAAUGGGGAAUCCCAGAAUCAGAUGGCGGUGCUCCGCUUCUUGGCUAUAAUAUAGCCAUCAGAGAUACCAAGAAAACCAUGUGGAUGGAGAUCGGCAGAGUACAAAAAGGGGUUCAGAAAUUCACCAUCAGAGAUCUUCAAGAAGACCACGAAUACAUGAUUAGGAUAUUCGCAAAGAAUGAAAUCGGUUUGAGCGAACCAUUAGAGUCGGAUGAACCAUUCAAAGUUCUUCCUUCAGGAGAAACGGAUCAAGAUGACUUUAGAGAAGCUACCGACAGAGAACCAACUUCAUACAGCACAGAAACGUCAACAUCUUGGUUGAGAGAUAACAGUAUGGAUGCGGACAUCCAUUCAUACUCUAAGGGAACUCUCCUGAAGAAAGACGAGUACUUCUUCCGAAUAUGGUGCUACGCUACUAAGCUGUUCAAGUAAAUAUUUUUUCCAAAGUUGUACAUAUUCCCUAAUUAGGACGUUUACUUUUAGAGUUUUAAUACUGAUUAUGACUUUUUCACGUGUUUAUAUUUGCAAGAGGCUGAAGCUAGAUUUGCGUUGGAGCAAGUUUGCGAAUUGCGAGACGAGUGAAGAAUUAUCAAAAUGAAAACGGUUGCUCUGAUGCAACUCUAGUUUGAGCUGUAUUUGAUAAGGAUACUGUGAUACUGGAUGAUUUUAAACGAGCAGGUGUGCUCACUUACGACAAUGAAAUUAAUUUUUUUUUUGUUAUUAAGUUGUGCA
Leptinotarsa decemlineata (Colorado potato beetle) is the source of this 57670-nucleotide messenger RNA. RefSeq lists its product as uncharacterized. NCBI's taxonomy places the organism in Eukaryota, Metazoa, Arthropoda, Insecta, Coleoptera, Chrysomelidae. Gene Ontology annotation, molecular function: protein kinase activity; protein binding. The record is from RefSeq and is a predicted model, not a curated record.